AUGGCUGUUUGUCAUAUGUUUGCUCUUGUUUUAACAUUUCAAGGAUUUUUAGCAAGUACAGGUUCUAUGGUAAAACUAAUUAAUGGAGGCUACCAGAAUGUUGUUAUAGCAAUUCACCCUCAAAUCCCUGAGAAUGAUAUAAUUGUUGAAGAAAUCAAGGUAAGCUAAAUAUUUGUAAUUUUAUGAAAUAUUAAUAUAAAGAAAUAACUUUAAUUGUAAUUCAUAUAUUUCUGAUUUUCAUCAUACUGUUUUGAAAAAUAAGCUUGUAAAUUAACUACAUUUAAAAAGAAAUGGUGAAAUUGGGUGAGCUUUAAAGGAAUAAAAGUGGGUAAUUUUAUGUAAUAAACCAGGUGAAUCUUGGGCUAAAACAAUCAUACUCAAACAUUUUUUAAAUAAACUGCAAUUUCUUUUUAAAAUAACGUUGUUAUUGACCUAGAAUGCGCAAUUUCAUUCUCAAGGUUAUUCACUAAAGUGUGAAUUAUUGGGAUUUCAAAGUGAAUUUCAAAUUUUGGGCCAACAUAAUCAAACUGAAAUUUUUUUCCAAUUUAGCUAUUGUGGCCUAAAAAUCGGAAUUCACUUUAAAUGAAUUACAUAUCACUGUAGGAAUGAAUAACACUGAAUGUAUUAGUGAAUAACAUUGAUAGAUUAUGAUGGUACACAAAAUGUAGUCAACACAGGAUUUUAUUCAGUAGGGCAGUGCUAUGCAACCCUCGGCACCCCGGAUCAUGUAGACUUCAUCUCCCAUAAUGCUCUUACAGCCAUAAUGCUGGCAAAGCAUCAGAGUUGUAGUCCACAACAUGUGGAGUGGAGAACAUUUCCUAUUCCUGCACUAGGAAAUUAUAGUGCAUUGAAAACUGAAUUGUAAUAUAUAGGCCAAAAGAGAUGAGUUAGAAAAUGUGGGUUAGCAGCAUGAAUAUGUGACCAAAUAUAUGGGAUAACUGUGUCAUGUGACAGGGCCAACAUGACCCUAAGUCAUUAAUGAAUGAUCUACUUGUACAAAAAUAAAUUUUAGUCUGUUUCUUCGAAUAAAAUUUAUUAUAAUCCAUACUUGAAUGAAUCAAUCAUUUUUGAUAUUUAAUGAAUAAUAUUCCACAGGUAAAUCCUACAUGAUAAAUUAGUCCAGUUGUGGUUUGAAAAAAAUUGGCUUUGGACAAACCGUCCAAAAAUGUAUUUGCACAAGUCAAUGAAUGAUAUCUCUAUUACACAGGGAAUCCAAGUUGUGGGAAUAUAAGAGGUUACAAACUGGUGCAAGAUAUACACAUAGCAAUAAUGAUAAAAAAAAUGCUAAACAUCACUGCUUCUCUGAACAGGGCUAGACAAAAAUAAAAAUAAAUUCUGACAGUUGGGGACCUGCGAGUCCCAACUAUGUUUUACCUAAGAGUUUAAAUAAAAAAAAAUAUAUAUGAGAAAAGUAAAUUAAGUCUAUCUAGAGGCAUUCUACUAUUUACACUAUAGUAGUAGCUAUCAACCAAGUCCUUAAGGUACUGGGCAUUCCUCAGUUCUAUUCAGUAGGGAUACUAACCAAACCUGGACUAAUGAUGUGCAUUGAGGACUGCUUUGGAAACUACUGCACUUUCAGCAGCAAAAUUAAUAUGUUAGCAGUGAUAGAAAUCAGCCCAGGUUUAUGCAUGGUUCAAAACUAAUCUGUUUUUUUUAAAUUUGUUUUCUUUUGGUUAAGCACUUAAUGACGGAAGCCAGUGGUUACUUAUUCAAUGCCACAAAUAAAAGGCUUUUCAUGAAGAGUGUGAAUAUAUUGAUUCCCCGAACUUGGUCAUCCAAAAGUACCUACUUGAAACGAAACAGAGAAACAUAUGACAAGGUAGGGUUUAUAAAUAUUUCAUAGUUGCAUAUAAAAGCUUCCGUCCCAACGUCUCCCACACUGCACUGGUGCCUGUAUGGUUCAAUAAUUACAUUGCUGUAUCCUAAAAAUAUUAAAGGGACUCUCAAGUGCCAGGAAAACAUAUCUGUUUUCUUGGCACUGCAGGAUCCUGCAGUUCCCCUCUCCCUCCCGCCCCCCAUCCAAUGUUGCUGAAGGGGUUAAAACCCCUUCAGUGACUUACCUGAAUCCAGCGCCGAUGACCCUCGGCGCUGAGUCAGGCUCUGCCUACGCUUCUCCCCCGCCAACGUCAGCCAGCGGGAGAGACCUAAUGCGCAUGCGCGGCAAUGGCCGCGCGUACGCCUUAGACCUCUCCAUAGGAAAGCAUUACGGUGAUGCUGGAGGUCCUCAAGCAUAGUGUGAGGAUGUCCAGCGUUGUUUAAUACACGUUUCUUGUUCUUGUUCAAGUGGUUUUAGGGUGCCUGAUUAUUGUCCUCUAGUGGCUGUCUAUUUUUAUUUUAUAGACAGCCACUAGAGGACUUAACCCUGCAAGGUAAUUAUUGCAGUUUAUAGAAACUGCAAUAAUUACACUUGCAGGGUUAAGGGUGGUGGGACUUGGCACCCAGACCACUCCAAUGGGCAGAAGUGGUCUGGGUGCCUGGACUUUUCCCUUUAAUUUUCUGGGUACAUUUCAAGGUAAGUAUUCAGGCUGCAAUAACAGACUGUAAUCCCACCCUAUAAUGCAUGGCUUUACGUAGGCAGCUGUACUUACUGUUUGUAGUUAUCAUUUUCAUUAUUAAGUAGUAUUUAAAGCAAUGAUUGAAAUAUCUAUGCACUAUAUAAAUCACUAGAUAGAACGAUUGAAGGACAGGCAGAGAGUAGCUAUAGUUUGCCAUUACUUUAUCGAUCUUACCAAUUAGGUUACCAAUUAGAAAGUGUAAAAAAAAAUCAAAAAAAGCACCCUAUAUGGAGAAUAUCCAAACGUGGGUGGUCAGUACGAGUGGUUACCAUCCACUCUGGGCAUGAGCCCUACUACUAAUGUGUGAAACAAAAAUUAGGGAAAAUCUCUCUUCAGAAAUCUCUCUUAGGUAUAAAAGGAUAGUUGGUUGAAAAAUUAAACUUACAACAUAUAACCAUAAACAUCUAUGGUUAUAUGUUGUAAGUUUAAUUUUUCAACCAUUUGUUUUACCAAUUAGGAAGUCAAAUGUAAAAGGCGCACAUUCUAAGUUGACGCUAUAAAAAACUGCUGUACAGGAUAGAAAGUGCACAGUGUGCUCACAUUGUAUAUGCCUGAUUGGUCUAAGUGACACAUGCAUUUUUUAGCUCAAGUCUCAAGUCUAAAUUACAUUUACAAGAUUUUUUUGUUUCUCUGGGAUUUACAGGGAGUUUACAGUUGUUUAGCUGAUUUUUUUUUUUCACUUCUAUGUUUAAUGUUUAAACCUUUCACCUUGAAAAAUAACUCACUUAUUGAUAUUUAAAUAAUAUUACUUAAUGUUUCAGUGAUUAUUCAUUUUUAAAAAAAAAUUGAUUUAAUUACAGAUUUUCACUCACAUUCAAGUUACUAAUGAGAAAAUUAUAGUUCCCGUAGUGCAAUUUUUCUUCUAUUUGUUAUUUUAUUUUAUUUAUACUCACAGUUUCAGAAUCAUGAAAUGCAGUUUUCUAUGCAUGAAGAUUUAAAUUAAUUAAACUAUCUUAAACUUUAUGAAUACAUUGAAACAAAAAGCAAAAUAACGCUUAGUUUAUGUUCUCUGAUGUUUUCUACCCAUGCCAUUUUUAUUUAAAGGCAUGUACUAAGUAUCAUAAAAUACACAGCUUCUUGUAUUUAGGUAAAUAUGUAAAUGAUAUAAAAUGUACCAACACAUGAAGUUCCUACAGUUUUUGUUAUAUUGUUUUCAAGUGUUUUUUGAAAAGUGUUUUUUUUACCAAGUGGUUUUGAAAAAAACAUUGGAGAUUGUCUUAUAGCCCUGCGACGGGACGGUAUAAUGAUGUGUUUCACUUCCGCCUUACCUAUACAUAUAUUUUUAUUCUAGAAGCAAGAAUUAAAAUCUUACUCCAUGCAGUAAUAGGCUGUGAGCACAAACAUGUAGUAGAAUUUCUUAUUCAAGAGCUAAAAAUAACUUUUGAUCUUCACGUCAACUAAAUAUUUGUUUGACGAAUGAAAAAGUCAACUACCUCAUUAUGACAUCAAAAGCAAACAAGUGGUUUUAGGGUGCCUGAUUAUUGCUUAUUUUUUGUCAAACAUUUACAAAAUCUAUUACUAAAACUGGAGAAACAUUACCUAUUGAGUUCAAGCACUACAGUCACCAUAGUUAUAAUAAAAUAUAAAGGGAAAAGAAAAUGAAUUCUAAAACCUAACAGGAGUAGGUAUAUAGUGGUAGAUCCACUAAACAGUGGGUUGAAUAAAAUAGUUACUAAAAACUCAGCUACAAGAGUGGUAACUUAAAGUUCAUAUAUAUGUGUAUCAAUAAAUGUCCAACUGGAAGCAACUGAUGAAAUAUGAUAGUCCAAAGAAAGUCCAAAGAAGUCCACAAUGUAUCAGCUCUGUGCUAAAUUACAAGGACACUCCUGUUAUGAUGUAAAACAGGAGAUUAUAUAUAUAAAAUUAUAUAUAUAAUAUAUUCUAUAUAAUUAUAAUUAUAUUAUAUAAUAUAUAUAAGAUUAUAUAUAUAAUUGUAGUAUUUGAUUUUGCAGAGAAAUACGCAGCAUUGUUCUGGAGACAAUGUAUGUAUCUUCCUUACAUUUUCUGAAGCUCUGCAAAAUCAGAUACUACAAUUAUUGCCUCAUUCACAAUGUCCAGAUUCAUUUGACUUUAGAUGUAUCCUCCACAUAGCCUGUAUUUCUCUGAUGAUUAUUCAAGAACUCAUGCUUAAUAUGUUUAUAUACUAAAUUAUUUGUGGGAAAUAGUUAUAUACUAUAGUAUAUCAGUUUAACAAGUAAUCUCCUGGCUUACAUCAUAGCAGGAGUGUCCUUGUAACUUAUCCAUUAAGAGUGGAUUUUUUGUAGAAAUGUUUUCAAUUUUUCUAGGUCUGGAUGUCCUUUUUUUGUGGUAGCUUAGCAUCUUUUUACCAGCUAUGUUGGAGUAUAGCAAUAAUGUAGCUAUACAUAUUUGGUCAUUUUACUGAUCAUCAAUAGUUAAUUAUUGAACUUUAUUAAUAUCAAUUUUUUUGGGUAGAGGUAAGAAAAGAAGGUUCUUGUACAUGAUAUGAAUUCAACUGUGUUAUUUGAUAUGUAUGAUAGUUUGUUGUGCACUUUAUCAUAUGUGAUACCUGUUUUUGCUCUAUUCUAAUUGACAAUGUAUAUAGAUCUUUGCAAACAUGUUUUUGCAAUUUUUCUUUGCCAUUUUUUGCAAUUAAUGAAUUAAAAUUUAUUUUGAUUGACAUAUAGAAAGUGUGUCAGAGUGCGAUAUUAUCACAGUUAUUUUUUGUAUAUGAGUUUGAGGUUCUUAAGGAGGAUAACCUCAAAUACCUGCACCACCUUGCAGCUCAGCAUUUUUAGUAUAAAUAAGAUAACACUCCAAGAUCUUCUUACAAAUAAAACUUAACUUUUAUUGCUUAAAUUGUAAAAUAUCUACAUUUCAGUUUGAUUCUCAAACAUUCAUCAAGAUAAGCAUUGCAUAUAAAAAACAAUAAUUUAUACCAUAAAAUUACAUAACCUCACCCCAAAAGAAUGCAAGUUACUCAGAGGACGCUCAGCCCGGAAAGUAUGCGGGAUGCAGCCUCAACGUGUGUUGGUGCAAUGACAUCACUCUAGGACAUUGCUAUGGAGACACAAACAAACAUUUUCUUAAAAAGAAACACUGAAUGUUAAAUAAAUAAAAAAGCAGGUUUACCACUGUAUAUUGGUGAAUUAUAAAUACCUAACUGCGGCAUAACAUGUAAUAAAGGAAGCGGAUCUAACAGAGCAGGCAGUCAUUCUCUACACCUGACUAACCCAUGUAUAUAUGUAAGCCACGAGUUCUGUCUGAUCGACAUAUUCAUGCUUAUACUUUAGGUGCAUAAUCUGGGCAUAUAUAUGAAAUUUAACUGAGACUAGAGUAGUGCAUCCAUUAAAGCCGGCAGUCCAUCCAAUUUUGAUUCCUUUAUAUUUAUAUCAAUAAACUGUAUCAGUAAGCCGUUUUGCCUACUUGGCAAAUGUACGUAACAGCAUUGGUAAAACGUAUUACGGUAAAAUUCUAAUAUAAGUAUUUCAAUGUUGUAACCCUCAAUUUCUUCAUUAAAUUGUACCAUGACAAUGACAUUAUCAGUGAAAGUGCAGGAUUUGUGGGGAAAUGCAAAAAACAAAUAUGUAUGCUAACUUUGGCCAGUGUUUGUGACUAAGUGGCAACUAAAAAAUACUGUACAUACCCCAUUUUUAAUACCUUUGGUUGUCUACUUUUGCAAAUGGUAUGCCUCAGAUGUUGGUAACUUACAUUCCUGGGCUGCCAUAUGGUCUCAAAGGAAAGAGAGGCCUGCAAUCCAAUCUGGUAAAAAUGGGGAAACCAUAUAUUGACCAUGUUAUUUUCCAAAAACCAUAAAACCUCUACAUGGGGGAUACUGUUGUACUCGGAAGAAAUCAGAGAACACAAAUAUGAGUGUUUCAAAAAAGUAAAACCUAUCAUGACGAUGAUAUCACCAGUAAAUAUAUACAGUUAAUAUAUACAGCGGAAUUAGUUGGUGCUAUAUAAAUAACAAUAAUAAUAAUAAUGAUUUUUAAAGUGCAGCAACUUUGGCAAGCAUUUGUGACUAAGUAAAUACAAAGUCCUGCUGUGUGAUCUAAAAUCCACCAACACACUCUAACACCUGUGUGUUCACCUCUCUAUACACACAAAAUAAAGAUUAUACAUACAUACAAAAAAAGGUGGAGUGGAGUUGGUAUUCACAUAUGGUAUCAAAAGACAGAAAGACAAGGCCCAAGCCUAGUGCAAUUCAGUAAAAUAUAAUACAGUAAGCAGAUGAGUAACUCUAGAAUAUGGUACUCACAAAUAUGGAGCCUACAUGCAAGGCUCACCACAGGUGCAGGUGGGGAAGUUAGAAGGGACCCCACUCCCUUAAUAAUGCUGUAGAAGUUUUCUUCUUUACCCAAUAAGUUCACUGACCGUGAUUUCCAAAAAACAGAAAAAAAUGUAUUGGUACAAAAAAUAAAUUAAAAGCGAGUUAAAAAGUGGUAUAGUAAAUAAAGUCCACAUAAAAUAAACUUGCAAGAUGUGUUUUGCCUAUUGAAAAGGCUUCUUCAGUUGCUUCUUGUUCUUCCUUCUUGUCCGGUCGUUUAUAUAUGCUCCUCCUCAAUUACUGACUCCCAUCACCUGUUUCCAUCGGUUACUUCCGUCUCUCCUCAAUGACGCGGUAUCUCGUGUCGCUUCGUGAUGAUGUCAUCACAAUCGGUUUGUAUUUGGAACGCAUGCUCGCGUUCCAAAUUUUCACUAAACUUUAUUGUCCAUAACGCAUCCAUUGCUAUGCACUACAUGUUCCAUAGGCACAUAGAAAAAAAGGAACAUCGUUAUGUAUAUUUUUUCGUUCACACAUAUCACAAGGUAUCAAAAAUGUGAUAUAUAUAUAUAUAUAGUGAACUAUAAUGCAUUUCAAUUUAAGAAUAAUAUAUAAUAAGUGCUUGCAGAAAAAGAUGAUAAUAUUAAACAUAUGCUUAGAAUUAUAGUGUGACAAAUGCUAGUAGUGUGUAUAUAAGACAAAUAUAAGAAUUUUAAAAAGGGCCUUACUUUUUCAAAUGGUGUGCCAUGAUGGGGUUCAUUUUCACUUCUGGGUUGCCAUACCAUCUCAAAGGCAACAUAGUCAAUCUGACAAAUUUCAAUUUGCAAAAACAGAUUUUGGUUGUCUAUUUUUGCAAAUGGUAUGCCAUGAUUGGGAUAAUUCUCGUUCAUGGGCUGCCAUACGAUCUCAAAGGCAACAUAACCAAUCUGGCAAAUUUCAAUGUGUAAAAACUGAAAUAGGCAAGCCUUAUAUUUGAUCCUGUAACUUUCCAAAACACCAUAAAACCUGGACAUGGGGUUAUUGUUGUACUUGUAAAACAUUGCUGAACACAAAUGUGUGUGUUUUAGAACAGUAAAACAUAUAAUGUUGAUGAUAUCAUUGGUGAAAGGGCAGUUUUAUUGUGAAAAAAUCCCCCAGAAAUAUAUGAGAGUUAACUUUGGCCAGGGGUUGUGACUAAGUAGCUACUAAAAAAGACUGGGCAUACCCCAUUUUGAAUACCCUGGAUUGUCUAUUUUGCAAAUCGUGUGCCAUGAUGGGUUUAGUUUUCAUUUCUGGGCUGUCAUAUUGUCUCAAAGGCAACAUAGAUAGUGAUGUCCCGAACGGUUCGCCGAACGGUUCGCGAACGGUUCGCCACGAACGGUUCGCCACGGACUCAUCAUUGAGUAAACUUUGACCCUGUACCUCACAGUCAGCAGACAGAUUCCAGCCAAUCAGCAGCAGACCCUCCCUCCCAAACCCUCCCACCUCCUGGACAGCUCACUAAGAAUGCAGCUUCACAAUGAAUGUAAAAUGGAUGCUGUCCAGGAGGUGGGAAGGUCUGGGAGGGAGGGUCUACUGCUGAUUGGCUGGAAUGUGUCUGCUGAUUGUGAGGUACAGGGUCAAAGUUUACUCAAUGAUGAGUCUGCGGUGAACCGUUCGUGGCGAACCGUUCGCGAACCGUUCCGGACAUCACUAAACAUAGACCCUGCAAACCAAUCUGGCAAACUGAAAUGGGCAAGCCCUAUAUUGACACUGUAACUUUCCAAAACACAACAAAAACUGAACAUGGGAGGUACUGUUGUACUUGUGAGAUAUUGCUGAACACAAAUAUGAGUAUAUAGAGCAGUAAAAUGUAUAAUGUUAAUGAAGUCAUUUGUGAAAGAGCGGUUUCAUUUUUGAAAAAUGCAAAAAACAAAUAUGAACGAUAAGGGAUUGUGACUAAGUGGCUUCUAAAAAAGACUACACAUACACCAUUUUGAAUACCUUGGGUUAUCUACUUGUAUAAAUUGUAUGCCAUGAUGGGGGUAAUGUUCACUCCUGGGCUGCCAUAAAGUCUCAAAUGCAAUACAAUCAACUUGUCAAAUGUGUAAAAGUAGAAAGAGAAAAGUCCUAUAAUUGAGCUUGUAAGUUUUCAAAACCCCAUAACCCCAUAACACCUGUACAUGCAUUUCUUACCUCCUAUAACCAACAGGAGCCUCCUAAAUGUAUUUAAAGUUCAAUUUACAGAGCAGCAGAUAAAAACAUUUAAAGUAAAAUACAUCUGAUUUAAAAUUAAACCAUUUUUAUGCAGGCCGUGUCAGUCACAGCCAGAAGAGGUGUGGCCAGGGCAGAAAAACAGAAACUAAAGUGAUUUAACGCAUAAAUAGCAGAUAAUUGAGCAGUGAUACUGCAGAGGCGUGAUCUAACACCAAUUGACUUAAUUAAGCUGAAGUUUUUCUGAUGACUAUAGUGUCCUUUUAAUUCAACAUACAAUCAAUUUCACGCUAAUACAUAUAUUUUAGCCCACGCUAAAAUAUAUAUAUUACUAAUAUAUAUAUUUUUUAUUAAUGAAACAAUUCCAAUGAUAUUACAUACAAUGAAUGCUUAAUGGAGAUUUGUUUGACUAGUUACAAAUGAUGAUAUUUUUUAAAUGAGCUCUAUUUGCCACCUCACAAAGUUGGGCUCUUUUGAUUGCAAAUUCUACUCUGAAUUUUUGCCCAACCUGCUUCAUAUAUACUUCAUGAAUAAUAGAAUGGGCAGUUAAGACUCUCCAUCUGUCUCAAUAGCUGAAAAAACUAAACCAUCUUCCCAACAGUUAAUCGGCAUUAUCUCCACAUUAUCUUAAUUGGCAUUAUCUCCACAAUGGUACAUAAGGAUUGGAUUGGAAACAGAGCUGGCAGCUAGUGGCAGUUCUCAUUCCAUUUAGAUAUAUGACAGAAACAUUGAGCCACAUUAAGCUAGUUUAGGCCAGGUUAUCCCCUUGUUCUCCGACCUCUUAAAAAAAAUGGAUAUUAUUUAUAACUGCUGUUGCUCCCUCUUUUUUUUAAAGGGACACUGUAGGCACUGUAUCUGCUUCAUCUCAUUAAGCUGGUUAUAGUGUAUGGAGUCCCCUGGUGCCAUCAUUUCUUUCAGCAUUAAACAGUUUUUAAUGUUGUAAUGUUUUUAUGCUAAACAAGAGACCACGGCAGUUCAUCCUUUCUGUGCUGCUUUGGCUAAUAAGGAAGUAUUACCCUGAGCAGCAAUGAGCAGCUGUGAUUGGCUGAGAGUGUCAGCUGACUGCUUUUAACCUGUCAGAGCUCCAACUGAUGGUAUGAAUGGGUAUGACAACAAGGAAGUGUGCAAUCUCUGCCUUAGCUACACAUACAGAAGGGGCCGGACUGUGGGUGACCAGGGACUCUUAUUUUGUGUCAUACUGCACAAACAUGGUGAAACACUGAAUGGAGGGACAGUGCCAGGGCACUCCAGGCACUAUAACCAAUUCAAAGAGACAAAGUGGUUAUAGUGACUAUAGUGACUAUAGUGUCCCUUUAAAUGCCUUUCAUUGUACUGGUUUUACCCUGCCUAACUGAGUCUUGUGGUGCCUGCUAAACUAAUAGUGUGUUGCACUGAAGCUACAAGCUAGAUGUAUGGGAAAGCUUUGUUCUUAUCAGGGUGGGGGGAGGGGGGUGUCAGUGGAUGGUCAAUUGCCCACUGAAAUGACUUUUGCUCAGAUUUUUAGAAAGAAAAAUUGAUAGCAAAAGGAAAAAUAUAACAAUCAAUCAUUAUCUCACUUAUUUUUAUAAUUUGGGAAAUAAAAAUCUAAUUUUGGCAAGUGAGAAUUGGCAUUGCAAAAAUGGCUGUUAUUAACUAGUCAUUAGGCCUGGAAAUCCUGUAGUAAUUUUAGCAUGUCUGCAGAGCCAUGGACAUCAUUUUUACUUCUGUUGUGGCUACCCUAAUUCCAUUCCCAAUUUUUUUAACUACCGAAUUUGACCAAGCCAAACUGCAGCAUGUAUGAAAUUAUGUCAACCCCCCCAAAAAUUUUUUUAAAAAUCUGCCGACGGGAGUCAGGAGAACAGGUAAUUUCCCCUUGCACAAGUCUAUAUAAUAGACACAUUAAAUAGUUUCAGUAAUUGGUAAAAGGUGGAAACAUCGUGGUAAUGGAUGACUCCUCUAAAAGAGAUGAUUUUGCUGAGAUUAGUACCGUUUUUUCCCGAAAAUAAGACCGGGUCUUAUAUUAAUCUUUCCCCCUUAAAAACGCACUUACUUUCAGGGGAUGUCUUAUUUUUGGAAAAAUGGUAGCAAGCAUAUGCUAGGAAUAAAACAAACAAACAAAAAAAAAAAACACACUAAGUCAUCAGUGAAUACUAUUCUACCAAUCUACUUCCCUAAUACUUCCCUUACUUUUUCCCCUAAAAAAUGCACUAGGGCUUAUUUUCAGUGGAAAUCUUAUUUCGGUAGAAAAUGGUAGCAAGCAUAUGCUAGAAAACGAGUCUUCAUUUGGGGGAAUUCCCCAGGUCAGUAGGGCAUGGAGUCCCGCAAAUCUACAUUUGAGGAAGCUUCUCUGAAACAUAGAUUAGCUCACUUGUGAAUGGAAUCCAGCGAAUCUAUAUUCAGGGAAAAUUCCACAAACAUAGAUUAACAAACUAGUUACUAGGGCUUAUUUUUGGGGUAGGGCUUAUUUUACGAGCAUCCCCCCAAAUGAGCUACGGCUCAUUUUCGGAGGAUGUCUUAUUUUCGGGGAAACAGGGUAUAUGUCACGGCAGCUAGUGUGGUCCAACACGCAGAAACUAUGUAAAUAUAUACUUACAAAAGAAAAGAAAAAUAAAAGGGCAGAGCGUAACCGGACCUUAGAAUGGCUGGACUAAUAUGCUAGAGAUAAAGAAUGGUCAAAUGGAAACCCGAGGUCAAGGAAGCCAGAAAUACUCAAAUACCGUUUACACAAGCCAAGUCAGGGGAACCAGAAUUCGGAAUAACCAGGGAAAAGCCAAGAUCAGGAUACCAGGAAAUCAGUUUCACAAAGAUAAAAGCACUCUCAGGGAACCAGGAACAGGAAACCACGACAGGGCAAGGAAGUAAAGUGAAUUAGGGAUUUAAAUAUCCCUCUCUGGUUUCUGAUUGGUCAGAGGGUGACCUCUGACCCCAGAACAUGCGCGUGCGUUGACGGCGGGACGUCACACGCACUUUUGUAUUCAUUAGAGGGGCGGAGCUUAAGAUGGACGUGACCACAUGGUCCACGCCAUCUUUGAUUUGGGCGCGAUGCCCAGAGAAGACAGCGGAGCGGCUCCCGGCUCGCCGACAAGCAGGUAAGCUCGUGGUGUCGGCGAGACCGUGCCGGUCGGGUACAGCCGUGGCACCCUGCGGGUCGGGAGCCGCAACUGUAACCCCACUCGAAGACCACUUACUGGGAGGGAAGGAGCCGGAUUAUGAGGAAAGAGAUUGUGAAAUGACCGGACAAGACGGGGCACAUGAACCUGGUCAGCAGGAACCCAACAACGUUCCUCUGGACCCUAUCCUUUUCAGUCAACAAGAUAAGACAAAAUAACCCUGGAGAUUUUGGAGUCUAAAACAGAAUGAACCUCGUACUCCUCCUGGUCACCCACUACCAAAGGCGGAGGAGGAGCCGAAACUCUAGUGUAUUGAUUGCAAGUAAGAGGCUUAAGCAAUGAUACAUGAAAUGAAUUGGCGAUUCUCAUGUGGACAGGGAGUGCCAAGGAAUAAGUCACAGGGUUGAUACGGCGGAGGAUCCAAAAAGGACCGAUGUACCGAGGGGCAAAUUUCAUGGAAAGAACUUUAAGUUUGAUAUGACGUGUGGACAGCUACACCUUGUCACCUGGUUGGUAAACAGGAUUGGCACCCCGUCUCUUGUCAGCUUGGAUUUUAGCACGUUUUGAUGCCUUUUGUAAUGCUGUUUGAACGGAAUUCCAAGUGUCAUGAAUAUAAUGUAAACGAGCGUUCAAGGCAGAAAUAUCUGUGUCUGAAAAUUCCGAAGGGAAAACAGUGGGAUGAUUUACAUAAAAUGGACUAUGAUUAGAGGAUUCAUGAGUCGCAUUAUUCCUGGCAAACUCAGCCAUGGGUAAGAGUUCAUACCAGUUAGACUGAUUGGCAUUGAUAAAACAACGUAAAGAUUCCAAGGACUGUUUGGGCCUCUCUGCAGCGCCAUUAGUCUGAGGGUGAUAAGCGGAGGAAAACGAAAGUUCUAUACACAAUUGUUUACAAAAGGCACGCCCGAACCUAGAAAUAAAUUGGGUACUUCUGUCAGAAACAAUGUUUUUAGGCACCCCAUGUAAACAAAAUAUCUCUUUUAAAAAUAUUUGUACAAGAUCAUGAGCAGAUGGCAAUUUUUUAAGAGAUACAAAAUGUGCCAUUUUUGAGAAUCUAUCUAUGAUCAUAAGGAUUGUGUUAAACCCGUUUGAACUGGGCAGAUCCACCAUGAAAUCCAUGGCUGAAUGGGUCCAUGGAGCAGUAGGUAUAGGUAAUGGUUGUAACAAGCCAGGAGGUGGUUUGUGAGAGGAUUUAGAAACUGCACAUAUUUGACAUGCCCCUACAUAAUCCUUGAUAUCAUUCCUAAGUGUAGGCCACCAGAACCUCCUGGAGAUAGCAGAGAGAGUUUUAUGGACUCCCUGAUGACUUGCUGUCAGAUUAUCAUGGAAUAAACCAAGUACCUUUUUUCUUAAUAGUGGUGAAACGUACAGUUUAUCCGGAGGCCUCUCCACUAGUGCCUGAGUUUGAUCUGUGAUUAUAGCACAGAAGAGUGGAGAAGACACUUCAGAAACAGUAGUAGCAAUAAGGCAUUCUGGAGGUAUGAUACCUCUUGGGGGAUACCUCUUGUUCAGGAAUCUCAUCUGUCUCAAACUGUCUAGUGUUCUUGGUCCCGGGCCUAUAGGUAAUUACAAAGUUAAAUCGGGAGAGGAACAAUGUUCAUCUAGCCUGAUGAGAGGACAAUCUCUUAGCGUCCCCAAUAUAAGCCAAAUUCUUGUGAUCGGUAAAAAUCAGAAGUGGCUCUUUGGAACCUUCUAAGAGAUGUCUCCAUUCUUUAAAGGCAAGUAUUAUGGCCAAUAAUUCCGUAUUCCCAAUGUGAUAAUUUUUCUCUGCAGGUGUUAGUUUUCGAGAGAAAAACCCACAGGGAUGUAAAGGCGUAUCAGGACUUUCUCUUUGAGGCAGAUUGGCUCCUGACACAUUUAUUCUAGAAGUAGAUGCGUCAGAAACAGGAGUAGCCUGUUUCUGACGCAUCUACUUCUAGAAUAAAUGGUUUGGUUGGAUCGGGAUGUGUCAGGACAGGUGCUGUGGCAAAUAAAGAUUUUAAUUGUUCAUAUGCCUCCUUUGCUUCCUUGGGCCAUGAACUGCAAUCUGCUCCUUUUUUGGUUAGAUUGGUAAUAGGGGAGAUUACAGAGGAAAAACCUUUAAUGAACUUGCUGUAAUAAUUCGCAAAACCUAUAAAGCGUUGUGUAGCUGUUUUUUAACAGGGUUUUUAGUACUAUUCUCACAUGUUCGUGAUGUGUCUCUAGGUCUGGGGAAUAGAUGAGAAUGUUGUCCAGGUACACUAAAACGAACAUGUGGAGGUACUCCCUAAGGACAUCAUUAAUGAAAUCCUGAAAUACCGCUGGAGCAUUGCAUAGUCCAAACGGCAUAACUAGAUAUUCGUAGUGUCCCAUUCUUGUAUUAAACGCGGUCUUCCACUCAUGCCUUUCCUUAAUUCUGACUAGGUUGUAAACACUUCUGAGGUCGAGCUUAGUGAAGACUUGGGCUCCUUUCAACCUGUCGAAUAAUUCAGAAAUAAGGGGAAUGGGAUAGGCGUUUUUUAUUGUUAUCCUAUUCAAAAUUGACCGCUGCCCCAGAGUCAAUCAUAGCCUCACACUGUACAGCGGUUUUCUUACAAGAUAAAGUAACUCUUAUAAGGAAAUGGUUCUUAGUCAAUUUAGGGGACAUAUAAAAUCACACCUAAGGUCGGUCCCCGAACGUGCCUUAGGUGCGCAAGUUUUCCGGCCGAACCGGACAUGAAAAUGUUUGAUGUCCUCUUUUGCCACAAUAUAAACAUAACCCCUCAUUGCGUCUCUAUAGUCUCUCUGCCUCAGUGAGUUUGGUAAUGCCCAGUUGCAUGGGUUCUGGUUCUGGAGGUGGGGCAUGGUUAAUUACCACUGGGUUAGAGAAACGAGGGGCUAUGGAUAAGGUAGAACGUCUAGUACGUUUGUUUUUCUCUUUUUCUCUGAGCCUGUUGUCAAUAUCUAUCAUGUAGGCAAUAAAGUCAUAAAGGUUAACCGGAAGAUCUCUGGCUGCGGUCUCAUCUUGUAUAUUCUCUGCUAGGCCUUAGGAGAAGGCAGCCACUAGACCGCUAUUGGUCCAGUCAACCUCAGACGCCAAAGUUCUAAACUCAAUGGCGUAGUCAGCUACAGAGCGAUUGCCUUGUUUUAUUCUCAUUAGGGCUCUGGCAGCGUUCUUUUCUCUCCCUUUUGGCUCAAAAGUAGCUUUAAAUGCUGUUAGAAAUACGUUGUAAUCACGGGCUACUGGUUUCCCACUCUCCUAUAAGGGAUUAGCCCAGGUUAAAGCCUCACCCGUUAAUUGGUUCAUUAGAUAGCCAAUCUUCGAUUAAUCUGUAUGGAAUGAACCAGAGGCAGCUUCGAAGUGGUAUUCAAUUUGGUUUAAAAAAACUCUAAAUUCUUUAGAAUCACCCCCAAAAUGAGGGGGAGGUGAAAGGGUCAUGGACGGUGGUUUGUGUGCCACCGAUGUUACCACAGUUGGUGGAGUCACAGGUGGUACAGGAGGUGCCUCCAGAUAAGCAGUUCUCUGGAGCAAGGUCUGGAAUGCUUUGGCAAACUGAUCUAACCUGUGGUCCAUAUCCUCCACCCUAUUCUCACAGGCAAUCAUAUGUUUACAUAAGUCCGCAGGAUCAAUGGCUCUGUCGUAAUGUCACGGCAGCUAGUGUGGUCCAACACGCAGAAACUAUGUAAAUAUAUACAUACAAAUGAAAAGGAAAAUAAAAGGACAGAGCGUAAACCGGACCUUAGAUUGGCCGGACUAAUACGCUAGCGAUAGAGAAUGGUCAAAGGGAAAGACGAGGUCAAGGAAGCCAGAAAUACUCAAAUACCAUUUACACAAGCCAAGUCAGAAGAACCAGAAUUCGGAAUAAACAGGGAAAAGCCAAGAUCAGGAUACCAGGAAAUCAGUUUCAAGAUAAACGCACUCUCGGGAACCAGGAACAGGAAACCACGACAGGGCAAGGAAGUAAAGUGAAUUAGGGAUUUAAAUAUCCCUCUCUGGCUUCUGAUUGGUCAGAGGGUGACCAUGACGUCACGCGCACGUUUGUAUUCAUUAGAGGGGCGGAGCUUAAGAUGGAUGCAACCACGUGGUCCGCGUCAUCUUUGAUUUGGGCGUGAUGCCCAGAUAAGACAGCGGAGCGGCUCUCGGCUCGCCGACAAGCAGGUAAGUUCGUGGUGUUGGCGAGACCAUGCCGGUCGGGUACGGCCGCGGCACCCGGCGGGUCGGGAGCCGCAACAGUAUAUAUAUUUAGACCAACACCUUACUCAUUCUUCAAAGCUGUUUUCACAGGUGUUAGAAGAGAUUAAAUCAUCUUACUAAAAGGUGGAAAAACCUGGAGUGGCAAUUUCUAAUAUGAAUUAUCCUAUUGACAAAAGUGGCUUGUGGGUCCAAAAUUAGAAAUACCACACAUGAGUUACAUCUUGUUUGUUUUAGUAAAAUAUUAACAAUAUAAAAGUGGAAAUUCCCAAUAAUACCCACAGUAAGAGAGGCCUUUCUAGAAUUGGAGGAGAUAUGAUUUUGAAAGUAAGUAGAACCUUUGAUGUGAGGUAUCAUGAAUAUGUUUGGUAUGUGAUCUUGCAGGAUUUGAAGGAAAAUAGACUACAAAUAGAUUCCCCUGAGACAUAGCACUUGCUCUUGCUAUAUAAAUAAUAAAAUAAUAAAUAAUAAUAAUUCUAAACAAAUGUUAUAAAUAUACAAUGGCAAGGAAAGCACUUCUAUUACACACCUUCCCUCAUUUCUUUAAACUUAGAAGAGUUUGCCAUCAAACAAAACAGCAAUAAAUAAAAUGACCUAAAGGUUAGUUAUCAUUUUUGAUCUGAUGAAAGAUCAAAAAUAAAGACUAACCUUUAGGUCAUUUUAUUUAUUGUGGUUUGUUUGAUGACAAACUCUUCUAAAUUAACAGAAAGGAGGGAAGGUGUGUAAUAGAAAUGCUUUCUUUACACUUGUAUAUUUAUAGCAUUUGUUUAGAAUUGUUAUUAUUUAUUAUGUUAUUAUUUAUAUAGCACCAGCAAGUUCCGCUGCGCUGUACAAUGGGUGGACUAAUAGACACGUAAUUGCAAUCAGACAAGUUGGACGCACAAGAACAGAGGGGUUGAGGGCCCUGCUCAAUGAACUUACAUGCCAGAGAGAGUGGGGUCUAGUGACACAAAGGGUGAGAGUAGGGGUAUCAAAAUAAAUUGCUAGAAAAGUAUUCACUGAGGGCUUAGUAGAUUAUUUUUGACAGUUGCAGGAGAGGAGUUGGGUUUUGGGUGUGAAAAUCUGCUAACAGUUUAAUUGAUACAAUUUUCUGAAAUAGUGUGUUUUCAAUGAUUUUUUGAAGGAAUGGAGACUGGAUGAAAGUCUAACAGAGAAGGAAAGGGAGUUCCACAAAAUAGGUACAACCCUGGAGUAGUCUUGAAGACGAGCAUCAGAGGUGGGAGUACGGACAGAGGAUAGACAUAGGUUUUUGGCAGAGCACAGGAGCCUUGACGGUCAUACUUGUGCUUGUGUAUUAGGGAGGUUAGAGCAGCAUUAUAUAGAUACUUGUAAACAAGCACCAGAAUCUUAAAUUUAGCCCUAUAUCUUACUGGAAGCCAUUGUAGGGACUGACAGAGAAGUGAGGCGUGGGAGGUGCGGGAGGACAGGAAGAUGAGCCUCACUGCCGGAUUUAUAUUAGAUUGCAACGGUGCAAGCUGGGAACAUGUAAGACCACUGAGAAGGGGAUUGCAGCAGUCAAGGCAAGAGAAAACAAUGUCAUGGACCAGCAUUUUAGCCGCCUCUGGCGUUAAAAAGGGGAGGAUGCGCACUAUGUUUUUUGAGAUGGAAGUGGCAGGAUUUGGCGAUCGACUGGACAUGAAGGGUGAAGGAGAAGUCAGAGUCAAAGAGAACACCUAAGCAGUGAAUCUGUGAAGUAGAGGUGAUGGUAGUGCCAUUGAUUUAGAGACAGACAGACACAGGAGUAGCAAUACUUGAGGGAGGAAAGAUCAGAAGUUCGGUUUUGGACAGGUUGAGUAAGGAAGUGGGCAUCCAUCCAGUUGGAAAUCGCAGAGAGGCAGUCAGAGACAUGUGUCAAGAUGGGCGGAGAGAGAUCAAGAGAGGAUAAGUAGAUUUGCGUGUCAUCUGCAUAUAAAUGAUAGUUGAAGCCACAGGAGUUAAUGAGUUUACCAAGGCAGUAUAAUAGAGAACAGUUGGGGACCAAGGACAGAACCUUGGGAAAUGCCAAGAGAGGGGCGUUGGGGAAAAGAGGAUGAGCCAGAGAAGUAAAUACACUGAAAGAGCGCUAAGAGGUAGGAGGAGCACCAGGGGAGAGCAGUAUCCCAUAGACCUAGAUUACGGAGAAGAAGCUGUUGAUGAUCAACAGUUUCAAAGGCAGCAGAAAAUUAAAUCAUUGGACACUUUGGUUACAUCCGUUUUGACAGAGUGACGAGCAUGGAAUCCAGACUGAAGUGGGUCAAGGAAAGAGUUAGAUUCGAGGAAGUCUGUCAAUCUUGCAUAUACAAUUCUCUCAAAGAUCUUAGAGGCAAAUAGCAGUAGCGAGAUAGUGUGGUAGUUGGAUGAGGAGUUAGGGCCAAGGUUGUUUUUUUUUCAGAAACGGGGUUACAGUUGCAUGUUUGAAGCCUGAAGGAAAUGUGCCAGAGGAGAGGGAGAGAUUGAAUUUUUUAGUGAGAUGGAGAGCAAGAGAAGGAGACAGAGUGUGGAUGAGAUAUGAGGGAAUAGGAUCGAGGGAACAGGUGGUGGGGUGGGAGGACCGGAACACAGCAGAAACCUCUUCCGCUGUGGUGGGUGCAAAGAGCAUAGAAUAGCAGAGGGAGUGGGGUUGGGGGAAAUAUUGGUGGGAGAGGGUGAGAGAUUAGAGAUCUCUUCCCUGAUUGUAGAAAUCUUCUUAGUGAAGUGAGUUGCAAAAUUUGUGGUGGACAAGGUUGUAGGAGGAGGGGGAGCAACAGGUAAAAGAAGAGCAUUAAAAAUGUGAAAAAGGCAUGUGGUCAAGGCAGUCAGUAAGGGUUUUCGUUGAGAUUGGCGAGUUGACGAUGUUGAAAUUUGGGUACGCAGUAUGUCGAUGUCAAAGGUCAGACAAAGGAAAUGGAACAUUGGAGAGAUUAAAGGUGGUAUUGGUGAAGAGGAGAUCAAGAGUGUUUCCUGCUGUAUGAUUUGAUGAAAUAGACCACUGUGUGAGGCCAAAGGAGGGGUUACAGAGAGCAGACAGGAGGCAUCAGUGCAGUUAAGGUUGUUGAUUGGGAUGUUAAAGUCCCCAAGUAUAAGGGAAAGAGUUAUUAGGAGAGAAAGUGGGUAGCCAUGAAGAAAAGUGUUUGAUGAAUAGUGUAGGAUAACCGGGGGCGGCGAUAAAUGAUGGCAGUUCUUAAGAAGUGGGCUUAAAUAAGCGGACAGUGUGAACUUCAAAGGAAGUGAAUGAUAGGGCAGGGAGGAAAGGUUUAAAGGUACAUUGAGGGGACAGGAGGAUACCUACACUGCCUCCUCUACAGUUUAGUCUGGGAGUGUGGAAGAAUUGUAGUCCACUGAAACAUAAAGAAGCAGAAGUAGUAGUAUCAGACGGGGGGACAGCCAGGUCGCAGUGAGUGCUAGUAGCGUGAGUGAAUUAGAGAUUUAAAGAAAAAUUUAAAAAAACUUAGUAAGAUCUAAAGUGAACUACAGAAAAAUACAGCAAAAUAAAAAAUCAGAGAAUGGGUCACUUUCAAAAUUAGGAGGGGGACCUAAAUAGUAUUUUGGAUUGGAAGAUUAAUAAAUGUAAAACCAUUUAUAAAGUGCCAACAGAUUCUGUAGCGUUUUACAAUAUUUACAUUAUAAGAAAUCCCUAUUUUAUUCUUGUAAAAGGAAUAAUAUUGCAUGUCUGCAUGCCAAGAGGUCAUCUAGACCUGACUGGAAUAUGGUAGGUUAAUAAAGGUGGAAGCUGACUGUAUAGAGUCAACAUGAGAACACUCUUUAGGAGUGAAUAUUUGCAAGGGUCUUUAAACUCAUUGUCAGAAUUAUAAUCUAAUUAGCAUAAAAGUAAUAAUAAUCUUGAUUCAUUUUAAUGCUUUAAUUUUCAAAUUUCUGUUUGUUCUAAAUUUUAGAAAAUAUCAAAUCAGACAAAUUGAAUUUCAUCGAAAAAUGCUGUUCAUGUUCAACAUUUGAAUGGUGGUGGUUACAAAGUUACAAAGUACCAAUUUAUGGAUUUAUCUGCUAAGCUGCUGAAAGAUCAAAAUUAAGAAAAGCCCUUCUCAGAAUUUAGCUUUUUCAGCUACUUAGUAGAUAGUUCCAUAAUUUCCUAUCGUAACAUGGGAUUGCAUCAAGUAAGGGUACAUAAUACGGGGGUUAUUUGCUAAACAACUGAAAGAGCAAAAUUCAUAAAAGGGUCUUUCUUAACUUUGCUAUUUCAGUUGUUUAGUAUGUAACUUCCUAAUUUGCUAUCCUUAUCAAAACAAAUGGAUCCAAACUUAUUUGUUUUGAUUUGUUAAGGAUCUAUUAUGUUUAUUUUUUUGUCUAUUCAAAAAUGUGGACACUUCUGAAUUACUGAAUUUGUCUGGAUUUGUUCAAAAUGUAAUUCAGAAGCAAACUAAUUGUACAUGUGUAUUAUGUUUCAAUGCAGUUGGUGAAGUAAUUCCUCCAAAUUCUUACUUGUGCUCUACCUUUCCAAUUUUGCGUUCAACAGGCUGAUGUUAUUAUUGCAAAGCCUUUGCCAAAAUUUGGAGAUGAUCCCUAUACUUUACAGUACAGAGGCUGUGGACAACAAGGAGAAUAUAUUCACUUAACACCAAACUUCUUGCUGGAGGACAAACUGGUUUCCAUUUAUGGACCUCGUGGUAAAGACAAAUCUUUUCAUUUUCAUUUUGAUUGUACUUCCUCAUUCCAAUUGAAUUUACAAAAUGAUUCAUCUGAAAUUAUUAGCACAAAGGUUCUUGAUGCUCUAAAAUUAUUAGGGUACUUCAGGCAACCACACAAUUUAAAGACAACACUUAAUCUUAAUGUAUCUUAAUUUAGAAGUUUAGGUGUAAGUCUGGCAAAUUUAAAAAUGUCUGCUUCUGAGAAAUAGUAGUAUUUGUUUUUGUAAGAUAACAUUCCUCUAGUGACUGCCCAGGUGACAGCCACCAGAGAUAUUUCUUUCUAAAUCAGCUAUACCUACAGUUUGGCUAUUUUAGUCUUAUUUUUGCAAUCCAGUCUUCAGUUUAACACCACAGAUUUUCUUUUUCCAAUUGAUGCCAUUUUACAUUAAUUGUCCAAACACUACUAGAAUCACAUUGAUUCCAGACAAUUAUUCUGUGUGUGCAUUAUGUCUCAAGUGUGCCCAAAUUCACUAAAUCUCUCUUUAAAAAAAAGAAGAGAAACCAGGAAUUGACUGGGAGACAGUAGGGUAAAUAUACAUUAAAGUCCCUCUAAUUAUGUAUCUACUAAAAAGCACAUGUAACAGUUUAGGUAUAUGCUUUUCAGGGGAUACUUUAUAGCUCACAAGUUUUUAACUUAGAGUAAAUAAAUACCCUCACGCUUACCUACCUUUAUAUCUGGUUUAUAUCAGGUGACCAAUUUGAGGAUCUCUGGCUCCCUUUCAUUAACUUAUAUGUAACAUAAUUUCUGUCUAGUGAAAUUUAACACAAAUCGAUCUAAUGGAUUUUAAUGGGAGACCUUCAACCUCUUUGGUUUAUAAAGCAUGAGACUAAAGUAAAAUUAUAUUUUUGCCCCUAAUAUUUCUUAACCACUACACCCUAUCUUAGAAAGUUUUUCAGUUUAAAAACUUUACUACAAUUUUGUAAAAACCCAUGCUAUUAGAUAUUAGAAAAUAACAGCUCUAGAGUGUAAGCUUAUUUGAGGAGGGUCCUCAUCAACCUAUUGCUCAUGUAACAUUAUGUAAAUGUCUAAUUUAUUGUUAAAUGUCCCCCUUUUAAGAUAUAAUAAAGAACUGCAGAAUAGGUUAGCCUUAUAUAAAGGACAACAAUAAUAAUAAUAAUAAUAAUAAUAAUAAUAAUAAUUACAUCAAGUUUUUUAUGUAUUUUGUAAAUAUUAAGCAAAACAUUAUGCAAGCUGCUUUCCAGAUCAUCUAUUUUGUUCUGGGUUAUUCACUAAAAUGAGAUUGCAAAGUGAAUUCACACGGAAUUUCAAAUUUAAGGUCAAAAUAGGUGAACUGGAAAUAUUUUCUAAGUCAUACGUGCUUUUAUUUCAGCUAUUUUGGCCUUAAAUUUGAAAAUCACUCUGAAUUUAUUUUGAAUUCUAACUUUAGUAAAUAACCCUAUAUGACUCUAAAUCAUUUCAUGCUUUGUUUUUUAUCAAGUAAAAUAUUCUUUAUAUGUGGACAUCAAUCUAUACUAGUGUUCUACAUAGAUACAUAGUUAUUCACUACGGUAGGAAGUGAAUUUCAAAUUUAGGAUGAAAUACUCAAAUGACAAAAAUUGUCCAUGUCCUUUCUGAUUUCAGUUUGGCUAUUUUGGCCUUAAAUUUUAUUUAUUUUGAAAUCAUUUUGAAUUUACAAGCACUUGUCAUUUUAGUGAAUAACUUUGAUAUUUGUAAAGAUCAUGCAUUAUUUUAGAGAUGGAUUUAUAGAAAGCUGGCAAUAAGUGCACAAUUAUUACCUUCUUAUUUUGUUUACCAUUAUACGUGAGCUUCAUUGAGAGGAAUAGACAAUAUUACUCAAUAUGACACCCAAUAUGUAUGAUUCACUGGUAAUUUUUUAUUUCUUUAAAAUAGGGAAAGUAAUUAUCCAUGAAUGGGCCCACCUUCGUUGGGGAGUCUUUGAUGAGUACAAUAUUGAUAUCCCUUACUAUAUUUCUAGAGAGCUUAAAGUGGAAGCAACAAGGUAAUUAUAUUGAUUAUAGCCCGUACUUAUUCAGUUGCCUUACAACAAUGAAUAUGAAUUGUAUUAUAUUAUAAAAGAAUAUCUCAAAUAUCAGCCAUUUCUAGCACAGCACUCUAGUGUGGUCCAUGACCACAAACCCAGAAUAUAGAGGUAUGUUUGAACGGGGAUACAUUCAGGAUAAGGGAGACAUCUGGAGGCAUGGGAAUACAGUGUGUAGCUGUGUGUAAAUGUGUAUGGGUAUGGGUGUAUGUAUAUCUGUGGAUGUAUAUGGGAUUGUGUAGUUGUGUGUGUAUCGGUGUAUAAAUGUAUUAGAGUGUAUAGCUCUGUGUGUAUCGGAGUGUUUAGUUUUAUGUGCAUAUGCAUAUGCAUGUGCGUGGCCAGAGGUCUCCAGGUAUGUUUAACUUUGAGAACCCCUGUCAGAAAGGCAUAUUUGCCUAACUAUUUUAAUGUUAUUUAAAUACAGUUAAAAUGUUUAAUGGCUCUGGUGUAUGGCCGAAAUGACAUUUUGGUGUAAGUUAUCACUUGUGCGUUUACAAUAGCAUAUGUUGAUGGGACAGACAGAAAAAUAUGUGUUUAUACCAGGAAGCCAUGGCAAACUCCAGACAUUUGAACAUGCCAGUAGUUGUCUAUAAUGCAACUGUUUAGUUCCCUUCACAUCUGACAUACAUAUUGUAUUAGAGAAGUUUUGACCUUAGUUAGCUUUAUCCUAAAGUAAAAAUAGAUUUUAAAGAAGCAAUAAUAGUUUAAUUUGGUACAAUCUUACUGCAAUAAAUGAUUAAUUCCAUGUUAACCACUUUUGAGUUUUUCCAUUUUCUACAUUUAAAAACACAGCUUUUACACCUCACAGUCAUAGAAAGAGGACGAGAAACAAAAACAAUGAUGAAACAAAUAUCAAGGCAAAAUCUAUUCUGACGCAAAGUGCUAAAUAAGGUCCAGUCACCAUGCAAACCAACUGAAUGUAUUUGUAUGUUAGCACUUUGCACCUAAAAUAGCAUCUGCUUUGUCUUGAUCACUUUUAAUAUUCCCUGUUUAACUAUCGCUGCAAAGUUAGCUCUAAAACAUUUCACUACCAAAAUUGUGUAUAAAUGUUUUUAUUUUCAUAUAUUUUGCAGUAUAACAUCUAGUCCAUAAGACCUCACUCACCCUCACUUAUUCUCUAGGAGUGAUACCUAGCCUGUACAAAAUUGAAUGUGUCUACCAGAGGUCACUGGUCACUGAUACAAUUAAUGUAAAGUUAUGAAAAUACAAGCUCACCCCCUGUUUUCAAACAGUACAGGACAUUUCACUAGGUGAUACCAUUCAUACAGUCAGGGAGGGGGAGGAGUGAAUGGACUAUGCCAUUUCACUGUCAGCAUUACAUUAUCAGUCCAGAGACUGAAAAAGAUUGCUAUAUCAGUUUUAUGUACCUUUAUUUUAGAAGUAUAUAAUUUAACCAUAUUUACUGUAUGUUGGCAUGAUGCUCAAUUGCUAAAAAGUUUUAGUAAGCUGUACUGCUAGUAAUGUCUUUAGGAUCCUUAAAAAUACCUAUUUGCAAGUUUUUUGAACAUUUUUAUUUAUACAUUUUUAUCACACGUACUGUUUGUGAGAAAAAUACUAUUUUUGUUUUUAUAACUAACAUUUCAGACCCUGAGUAAAAUAUUGCAAGAUAAAGGACACUACAUACUGUCUAAAGCUUUUCAUUUACCAAAUAUUUUGAUAAAGUAUGUACGAAUAAGUGAAAAAUGUGUAACUUUGUCUGCAAAGCAAUCGACAUGCUAAAUUUCUGUUGUGGUAUAUUCAUAUGCUAGCUAUGCAUCCCUUGCUUCAAAUAAAUACAAUGCUAAUAUUUUUUUCAAUCAAAAAAAUUGGUUGGUAUCAAAGGAGUGAACCACUCUAGUGGUAACAGAUCAGUUGUAGACUCAUUUAAGUAAGCCAUCUUCAGUUCUUUAUUUUAAAACUAAUUUAUCUGUGGCAGUACUAAUUAUAUGUAAUUUAUUAGCUAGUUUGUACUUGUAUUGUAAAUUUGUAACUUGUUGAAAAUGUUGUUGGUAUCUAAUUGAAAUAAUAUUAAAAAUAAUUACUUGCUAGGUUUGAAGUAUUUUAAAAAAAAAAUUAUUUUCAAUUGGAGUAAACAGAAAGCUUGCCAUUAAUAAAUGCACAUUUAAUUAUUGCCUUUUAAACACCCUUUGCAUCUAUUUAUUACAAUAGCUGAUUGUUAAAUUUAGUGAAGUCAAUAAAGAAAAUACUUCUCAAUGACGUCAAUGUGAGAGAACAAAUAUAAAGUAAAGUAGUGGAAACAAAUUCAGAUGAAGUAGUAAUAUGACAUGCACUAUUGUUAUUACAGGUGUUCUCUUGCUCUUAAUGGUACCAGCAGAGUUAAGCAGUGUACAAAUGAAUCUUGCACAACAAGAGCUUGUAAAAUUGAUGGCAGAACUGGUCUUUACGAAGAGGAAUGCUUGUUUUUCCCAGAUUAUAAACAACUUGUUAAAGAAUCCAUCAUGCAUAUUCAGGCCAUACCCUCUGUAAGUAUCGCAUCUUUUCAUAUGCAAAGCAGCUGGUUGAAUCUCUAAGUUCAUCAACAAAUAUGGAACACUUCGAGGAAUUUAUGAUAUAAUGAAUAAUUUUGGCAUGCUGGCAGUACAUGCAUUAAAUACCACUUUUAAAGAAUCACCUAAUAAAAAGUACUCUUCGGAAUACCUUCAUCCCCUGUGCGGAAGUAAGCGACUACAAUAAUGAAAAGUCACAAUAAUAACUGCAUCAUGAUGACAAUAAUGUGUGGGAAAUAGCCUAUAAAAAUCAAAAGGUUUCCUUGGGGACUCCUGUUUUACAUUAUUCUAUAAUUAAGGCACAGUAAGUGCAAUGAGAUGUUAAAGUGAGAUUUAAAUUAGUGAAUAUAAUCUCUAUAGCUAUACUUUAUGUGUGCUGGAGAGUGAUUAAUGUUCUAGUGCGAGUAGGCUUGUAGCCUGUAGGCGCACUAUGACACUAAGUAAAAAAACAGGAAUCUGCUAGUCUCACUGAGACCAUUAGUUUAUAUAAUGCCCCAAUAUUUGCUAAAGAUGUUCUUGUUAGUUGCUAUGUGAUAAAACAGAAGGUCACUGACAUGGUACACAAUAGGUACUAGGGCUAGAAAGACUGAAAACCUUAAUUGUACUCUAUUUGCUUGGAGUUGCUGCAUUUUCCUGGAAAAGGGCAUGGUAAAAAUGGUCAUAUAUAAUUCUUUAUUAAUUAAAUCCCUUUACUCUUCUUCAAGUAUUGUGUAGCAUCCCUCUGUUUAUAUUAGUUUUUAUUUUUCUUAACUUAAUGCCUACUGUCUACUCAUUCACCUGGUGGUAAUUUAGCCAAUCUUAAUAACUAGGUCAAAAUAUACAGGUAGCUGUGUCUCCUCCAAUUGAAUGAGUGUAAAUAUCAUCCAGCUUAAAGCCACAAAUCUCCUGAAAUUAUUCUGAAUUUUAUUUUUUUAGAGAACACUCUCCAGGAGAAAAAAAGUAUAUAAAGUGAGUUUAUUUAUAUUUUUAUAUGGAUUAUAGUUAUGUAUCUCAUGGAUUUGUUUAUCCUUAUUUUCAGGUUUCUGAAUUUUGUAAUGACAGUAAUCAUAACAUAGAAGCGCCAACACUACAAAACCGAAUGUGUAAUUUACGUAGCACUUGGGACGUCAUUAUGAGUUCCCCUGAUAUGAUUUUCAACCCUCCAAAUGAUUUCAUGAUUACACCUCCUGACCCUACAUUUUCACUACUGCAAUACGGAGACAGAGUUAUUAACCUGUUACUCGAUGUGUCUGGAAGUAUGAAAAAUGUAAGUUUAAGUGGCAAACCUAUUGAUAUUGAUGAAGUUUAAUAUGCAAACACUUGAUUGCUUCAUUAGUGAUUUCUUUAUAAUUAAGUUUUUAAUUUGUUGUAACUGGAAUCAGGAAAAGUACAGCAUAAUCUAAAUGUUCACACUGAACAAAAAAAGAAAGAAAAAAAUGAGGAUUAAUGUAUUUAAAACUUAAUUUUUAUCAUACAAAUGUAUAAGAGAAAAUUUACUAAUCCAUUGGAGCUGAAAUCAUUUGCUAUUGGUGCAGUACACCAAAGUGGUCCCUAGGGGUCUCCUUCCUAUAAGCAUUUCAAUGCAUAACUAAUUGGUUCAACAAAGAAUACAAUUUUUGCCUCUUUCCAUUUUAAACAUGGAUUCCUUUGAGCCUGUGUCUGCUGUAUACAACAGUUUGAAACACAACUUAGGAAAAGAUGCAGAGCCAGUGAACCACUCAUGGACAGCUGUUUCAGUGUUAAUGAACUAAUUUGCAUAUGCCCACCCAGAACCCUUUGUGUUAGUAACAUCACUGCAAAUUUGCUAUUUCUAUGGGAAAAGCAAGUCUUAUGGCUUGUCCGGUGUGCAGAUUUUUGUUUAACAUUGUAUUGACUAUCCACAGACUUCAGGUGGAAGGGGUUUUCAAACACAAUUUUUCCCCUCCAUAACUUUUUUGGCUAUAUAUAUAUAUAUUUUUUUUUACUUAGAUCAUAUAUAUAUAUAUAUAUAUAUAUAUAUAUACUUUUUUUCUAAGUAUUUUUUUUUAAUUACUAAACUUUAUGUAGUUAUGCUUUCCGAAAUAGUUCAGUAUUUGAGGACUGCCUGACAACCCAGGCAUUCCCUGUGCAGGUAGCACUAUAGCCUGCUAAAGAGGCCAUGUGUUCUCAAUAUUACAUGGCCCCGAAGGGCCAGGCUGAAUGCAGGAGGACUGCAUUGGUCAGGCAGUCCCCCCAAUCUGUACCACCACUGAAUGUGAUUAUACUUGGCCGGGAAGACGUAUCAUGGCGAUCUAAUGGCGUUAAAUCCCACAUUGUGCAGAAUGGCACAGUGUGCCCUGACAACAUUAAGGGGUUAUUUAUGAUGAUAACAAAGUCUCCAUUACUGACAUUUCAGUAAAGAUCAGUUCAAACACUAUGUAAACAAAGGUUGUAAUGGCUGUUAACUAUUAAGACCUCGCAAUAGUAUGGGACAAGUCUAGAAAACCUUGCUUAUUUGCCAGCCAUAUAGCGCAAAGUAACUGGUGAACCAAUGGUACAAAAAGGAUAAAAAAUUUAGGUGUUUUUAGAUUAAAAAAAAAACACUUUAGACACAAAAAGGUAAUGCCGAAAUCUUGGACUGGUUGGGGGUACUUGAAGACUGGGUUGGGAACCCCUGCUGUAAGGUAUCUGCCUAACUAGAUGUAUAUACAUUAUGCCACAUUAUGUAAAACACAUUAACAUCUAACCAAACUUCGGCAUUCUGAUUGGUGAAACAUUUCUAAGUCAACUUUUUUUAUAUGUAUAUCACCAUUAUAGCCAAAUUCUCAUAUCAUCUGAUCUACAACAGAGUUACGUACAUUUAAUGUGUCAGAAAGGUGAGUAUAAUUCAUAUAAAAUGAGAAUGUCAAUAAUCACAAGUAUGCUGUAUAGAAUUGGUUUAGUCAACUCUAUGAAUAAAACUAUUAUGAGUAAGUAUCUAGGCAGGGUUUGGUAAAUUUUGAAGACUUGCUACACAGUAGUGAAGAUCAAAAAUGCUAUUUGAUUUAAACUAUGAAUAUAUGUGUCAAUCCAUCAUGCUCACCUAAUAUUGUCCAAGAGUGAUAUAAGGCAUAUUUUAACCCCUUUUUUACCAUUGUAUCACCAGUAACUUUGUGCUGCAUGGCUGGCAAAAAUGCAGGGAUAUCUAGACCUUUUCCAUACUAUCCCAGGAUCUUAAUAGGGUACAGCGAUUACAACGCUAUGUUUUACAUGGUGUUUGAACUCAUCUUAAUUCAUCUUUACAAAGUAAUGGAGACUUUGUUAUCAUCAUGAUCAGAUUUUUUAGAAGGUGUAUUGUCCCUUCUUGUUUUUGUACUUGACUCAGAAGUCUCUAUCAAUAUUUAACUACUAACUUAUUAUAGAAAAUAUGCAAUGGAACUGUGACCCCUAGGGGCCAAUUUGGGGUAAUAUACAUGUAGCGAUCCAUUGAAAUGCUCAUAGGACUGAGACUCCUAUGGACCAAUUUGGGGUAUUACACCUAUAGCAAAUUAUUUCAAUUCCUAUAAAUUUGUGAUCCCUGAAGAUUACUUGAGGGUACUAUGGAAGGGAAUUUAAGCUAGGAAUACAUGUUAAAAUCUAUUUUGCUCAGCUAAUAUUGUGCAAGAGUGAUAUGAGACAUGUUUUCAUCCUACAUGACAAUGUAGGAUUAUGAAUUAAGAAGAAGCAUGUAAACAGUUUCUCUUAUACAUUUGUAUAGUAGAUGGAAUAAAAGUUGUUUUAAGGGCAUUAAUCCAGAUUUUUUCUUUCUUUUUUUUGUUAAGUCAUAUUGAAGGUUGAAAACCCCUGAAUUGUGUGGAUUGCUCUUUUUCACUUUUAGGAUUCUUUCUUGCUAAACCUUCUCACUGAAAUUGUAGCUCUUAAUUCUUAGCAACAAUAUAGUAUUGCUAUAAUGUUAGGAAAUUCACUAAACCAUAUAUUGUAGACAAUUUAUAAGUAAUUGCAUUUGUUUUGGAAAAAUAGCGUCAUUAAAAAAAUUCUUCAAUCUUGGCAAAAGAUUUGAAAUUCUCUGGUAAGUUGAAAAUGUAUUUGUAUUUGAUCAUUUAAGCCUACAUUUAAAACGGUCAUUAAUGUCAAAUAAAUUAAGGUGGAAUACAUUAAUUGACUUCUGACUAACUGACUUCCAAGAGCAUAGUCUAAUGGUGUGUGCAUACAAAUAUUUAAGGUAAACGAACAAAAAUUGUUAAUUAUUACAACACAUUAUUACAUUUUGUAUUUGUUUCAGAAUGACAAGAUUCUUCGACUGUAUAAAGCAGUAAAUUUAGUCCUUACUCAGAUUAAAAUAGGUUCUUUUAUUGGAAUUAUUGAGUUCUCUGAUAUAGCAACUAUUAUUUCAAAACCAGUUCAAAUAAGAAAUGAAUCUGACCGUGAGACGCUAAAAUCACUUCUUCCAAAGACAGCAACAUACAAAACAUCAAGCCUUUGCCCAGGAAUCUUAUCAGCAAUUGAGGUAUGCAACUUAUUUUUUUUGUUAAUAUGUUAUAUGAAGUAUGUAAACAUGUAUACAGUGGUGAUGGCUACUUCCUCAGGUGAUGGAUUGCACAAAUAAUAAUCAAAAUAGUAUGUAAAAAAAAUAAAAAUUAUAUAUAUAUAUAUAUAUAUAUAUAUUGGAAAAAUAAAGCGGGCUCAAUUUAUUGGUUUUCAAGUCAUAUUUACUCAUAACGUCCACAGUACAUGUAUGUUGAAUAUGAUUAUCUAUGUAUGUAUUAUUUAUUAUCAGAUUUCAAGCAAACCACACAUUAUUAUGUGUAGCAACUGAGAGUAUGUUUUAACUCGAGCAAAAUAGCUUUAAAAGCUAUCUAAUUUCUACACAAUUUAAAGUUCUUUUCAUGAAUGACUUUUAAUUGUCAAAACAUAGCUGUGCCAAUUGAAUUUAAACCAUAUGUCUAUUCAGAUACAGGAAAUUUAUUUAUUUCAACCAGAUUUGUACUUUCUCUACCAAAUCUAUACAAACCUUGGCAAAAUUGAGUAUUCACAAAUUCACAAUUUUGCAGAUUUGGCAUUUCGUGAUUUAAUUUAAGAUUUCAGAUUAUUUUUCUGGUAAAACAUUUUGGUUAGAUGAAAUGAUAAUGUUAAAAAACUUAAGUCGUAACCAGUAAUGUAAAAGAAGCAGUUUUUGGUUUUAAAAAUAACUUCCUAAGGGGGCGGAGCCUAAUCUUUCAUGGAGACAGAUGCGUGAGCCUUUAGCUCUCCUACCUCGGGGCACACAAUCCACAAUCCGCAACGAUACACCCUUUGUGCACAAAAACCCUCCUUAUACCUCUCCAACAUGGGGGGGGGGGGCAACAAAAAAACGCAAAGAACACACAACAUCAGUGGCCACGAUGUUCCUAGCAGAUGGCCUGGAAGACCUCAAUAACAGAUCCUGAAGGCAAAACACCAGGAAUAGGAGGUUGCCGGAGUCUGUUGCCCCUGAUACUAUACUCCCUACUGUAAGGGCAAUUUUUCAAUCUCUCCUCGCAGAGGCCACCGACCAGGCACUGUAUAUUCAAGAUAGCCCUACAUCCCCCGGCCUUCAACCCUAACAUACCCAGGGACAUACACUGAGGAAAAGCAGGAAGCUGAAACCCCUCACCACGGCAUUGGCAGAGCAAGGAUGGCACUAUAUGUGGGGACACCCCUUCAAACUCCUUGUCAGGAAAGGAGAACAAAUAUACGCCCUUCACCAAGAUAACGACAUGGAAGGACUUUGCCAAACAACUGGGGAUAUCGCUGCAAUACCCAUCAUCCGAUACAGGCUCAUUAGCACCAUCGGGCACCGGCCAAAAGGAAGGCAACCUACCUCUUCCACCUCGCCAACAACCUAGGAAAUGUCCUACAAUUGCAUCCAAGGGACAUACUCAAACUGGCACCUGAACCACGAGGCGCCCUACCGUAAACUUCCAUCAGGUUUACCUUCCACCAUUGUCGGUCUUAGAUUGUUCUGCAUGUAAAUAGUUAAUGUACCUCUAAAUGUAAAUAAUUAGCACUUUUUAUGUCAACCAUGGUACCCUAUGUCCGGGUGCUCUAACUUACACCUGACCAGCUCUCUUAGCCAAAUGGUUCCGGGAGGUUACAAGGGCACCUAUUCCUGGCUCACUGAAUGAGUCAUAAGCUUCAGAUCCACACUAUGGCUCCACACCCAGGGGUUCAUGAUAGAAGCCCAGAUCAACACACCCUACCGGCGUACAAACUUUAAAUACCCUUGCACGUGGCCACAUUUAAACAGCCAACCCUGAAUUGACUUGUGCUGUUAACCGCGACAUCCUCGGGCUAUAACUAUAUAUGCAGCGCCCCACGCUCCCAUCCAAAGGGUAUCCGCAGCCAGAUAGUUGACUCAUGAGGCAUGACCCUCUGUCAUCCUUCCAAAAAACCUUAACAAGGUUUGCUUCUCGCUAAAGCUGGUCUUAGAAGGGUUUAUGCAUAAAUAAUUAUUGCUUUUUUCAAUGUACCUUGCUAGCAAAGUCUCCUAAAACCAUGGUAACUGUUACGGUACCUUCAGCAUGAAAUGUACAAACCGCCGUUUAGUGAAUGUCCCUGUUCGCAAUAAUGCAGGCUGUAUGCGUAUCCAAUACAAUCAUGUGAACCACCAGUAAGGGAACACUCCAAACUCCCGAACGGUAUCCAUACGGUCACUUCCCUCCACGAGCUUCAAGCUCACGAACCAUCAAUAGCAGCCGAACGCCGGUAUCUCCCAAGCGGCUAAUAAUUCCAUAUAGCAGUCUCUAGUCGCCGGUAAUAAAAUCCUUCCAAAAAACCUUAACAAGGUUUGCUUCUCGCUAAAGCUGGUCUUAGAAGGGUUUAUGCAUAAAUAAUUAUUGCUUUUUUCAAUGUACCUUGCUAGCAAAGUCUCCUAAAACCAUGGUAACUGUUACGGUACCUUCAGCAUGAAAUGUACAAACCGCCGUUUAGUGAAUGUCCCUGUUCGCAAUAAUGCAGGCUGUAUGCGUAUCCAAUACAAUCAUGUGAACCACCAGUAAGGGAACACUCCAAACUCCCGAACGGUAUCCAUACGGUCACUUCCCUCCACGAGCUUCAAGCUCACGAACCAUCAAUAGCAGCCGAACGCCGGUAUCUCCCAAGCGGCUAAUAAUUCCAUAUAGCAGUCUCUAGUCGCCGGUAAUAAAAUCCCCCCAAUAACGAGACCAAGCUCCGCAUUGAGGGUAAAAACACGAACUGAGUUUACUGUGGGCUACCCGCCCGUAUUUAUGCAGGUCUGCCACUUGGUGGACACUCCCCUAGGGGACCAAAUGGGAGACUGGAAUAGCAGAUGGACAUAUGGCAUUUCAGGACAUACAGUCACACAAUAUUCCCAGCAUACAUCACAGUUUCCUCCCCUCUGCCCGGGAGAUAAUUGAGAAGUAAUUCAAUUAUCUCCCAGAGCAGAGGUAAAUCGCCAUUUUAAAUGCAAAUCAUAAAACACAUAAAAAUACAUAACUUUAUAACUGCCGAACAUUUCUCAUUCGUGUAACACAUCCCCAGAUAGCCUGGAUCUGAGUGCAUAUUGUUGGCGAAUAGCGCUCAGAUCCUAUACGCAUAGUUCAAUCGCCAUGGAGUCAAAGUCUAUUACAGUUCUUCGGUAUGCGAUUGACUCCAUGGGAAGGCUAUCUGGGGUAAGUCCAUUUGUGCCUUUAAAUCUCCUGAACGGCCGGUGUUCGCACACUUCGGUCAAUUGGAGAAGGGAGGUCGACGGCAUCAGCGGUGUUCGGUUGAAAAAGUGUCUGUUUUCAGUUCCAUGAAUUUAGUACCGAACACCGCUGGUCUUUCGCAUGGUUUAAAAUGGCCGCCGCCUCGUGGUCGACAUAUGAACGACGACCACCCUGUAUUCAGUUUUAAUUGAGAAGUGUCUGUGGUUAUCCGCAACGUUCUAAUUGGGAUCAAUAGGUUAACCAGCAGCACACUUCUCUUCUGGGUGGCCGUCCGUUCGACAGUUUUGUUUGGUAAAAAAGUCAAUUCACUUAAAUCCAGGCAUACGAAUGGGGGUGUUCGUGAAACAAGCAAACAGACGAAUCCAGCAAUCUUAGUCCAUACGGAUGGGUCUGUCACAGUAACAUGGUAACAGACAGAUUUUACAACCUACUCCCGAUCAGUAACGGUAAACAAUUGAUUCUGGGAGGGGGAAUGGGUGCCAACCCCAUUCUCACUACCGUUGUUACAUGCCUCAGAACUCAGCCACUACCACAACCCGCUCAGGGAUCCAUAAUAUAAGCCAAUGACUAUGCACCCUGUGGGGAUACAAGCCUAGACUGCCCAUACGUACUGCUAAACACAGUUGGACAAACCUGGAGGGACACACAAAGGUGCCAGCAGCAUUGCCAGGCCGUUUCCCCUGUCUGUGGCCCCCUAAUCCGUUCUCCUUGUUCAGGGCUCCGCGUACAUGGGUCUGGGGACACGUAGAAUGGGCAUCGCAUCUUGGGACCCCCACUGCCAUGUCUGUACACGGCCCCUCAGAUGACCUCACACUUAGGCAGACAAUACUAUCACGUGGCAUAUAUUGUACACCUAUCUAUACCAUUAGACAUCACAGGACCAGGAGAAAGAACUAGUGGCACUUUCAACUGGUCUAUCUUAAGUACACAUGCCUCCCUUAUGCGUUCACUUAUGCAUGUUCCCUUACCAGAGGCCGCGUAGAAAAGGACAACCCGACAAUGCAAUAGCAUACCACAUGCUGCACUCAAGGGCAAUCCCUGCAUCCGUGGAUUGAAAAAGAAACUGACACUUACAACACACACCAGGGUUUCCAUUACCAUGGGGACCCCCAGAUUGCCCCAGACAACACAUGGUGCAAUGUAUGUAUAUAAUUAUGUUUAAAGAUGUAAGCCUACUUUCAAUGUUUACCCACAUGUCAUUGUCUGAUCAAUACCCAAGAACAUCCCAAACUACAUAGAGGUCUUCCAUUAACUGCAAGUCAGAUCAACUUCACCACCCGCAGACCAGGAUUGAGCCCCCUACUUACAACCCACAACAGUCCCCAACUCACACUACCAUGUAUGAUCAGACCCUGGUCAUGGCGCUUGAACCCUACCCUCAUUCACAACCCACAGAUCCGAGAAUCGAUUUACCAAACUAUGUCCGAAUAUUUUCGCUUAAACAUGGAUUCAGUAGACUCCAAAUGCUCUCUGUCGGCAGCUCAUAAAGCUGUCCAAAGAGGAUCCAUGAUCAAUUUAGCGACAAUACACAAAAAAAAAAAAAAAACAGGUAGCCCACCUAGAAAACACAUUGAUGACUCUCAGAUCCCUCGAGGACAAACUUAAACUUGACCCCACACCGGAAUUCAACAUGCAAAUAUCAAAAUGUCAAACAGACAUAAAAGAAUACACGGCCUUACAAUGGACAAAACAACCUUUUUACGAUAAAUCUAACAUAGCCGACACAUUAUUAGCAUGCAGACUGAAACAAAGAAUGGCCCAGAAACAGACAAAAUAAUGACUCCAGACGCAUCACUGACGGAAGACCCAGACUGAAUUGCUGAAGUAUUUAAAAAAUACUUCACGGACCUCUAUGACCAUGACCCUCACAUGCGCCAAAACCCAUCCACAAACAAAACCCUCAUAGACCACUGCUUAAGCCAAAUACCACUUCCCUCUUUGUCUAGGGAAGCAGCACAGACACUAAUAGACCAAAUCCCACCAGAAGAAGUAGCGGGGACAUUAAAAACUCUUAAGCCAAACAGAAGUCCCGGAAUGGAUGGAUUCACAGGACUUUACUACAAAACAUUCACCCCAACACUGAUCCCACACCUAUGCAACCUCUUUAACGUCAUCCUAUCAGGAGAGCAACUACCAAAAGAAAUGCUCCAAGCGAAUAUCUGCCUCCUCCUCAAACCUUACAAAAUCCACCUGGACCCGGGACAUUAUCGACCGAUAUCAUUACUAAACGUGGACAUAAAACUGUUCACAAAACUUAAAGUAGACCGCUUAUGCCCCUUCUUGCCAAAACGAAUACACCCGGAUCAGUUGGGGUUUAUCACUACAAGGCAAGCCAGCGACAAUACGAGACGGACGUAAUGCACUUAUAAUGUUAUAGGAUUUUAAAAGGAGAUAUACUUUUCCUUAUGUUAAUUAAAACCUAUCUUUGUAUUUAGACCUGGGUUUCCAUUUCCAAACCCCCAAAAUUACAUUGGACAAACACUGGAAAUUUAGACUUUUCACAGUAAAAUUACACUAUUUUCACUUCUCUGAUAAAUAUGACCUUUAACCCCUUUAAAAAUUUAGGACAUUCCAUUCAAUCCUCCAUAGAGUGGGCUUUAACGCUGUUAGGACAAUGUCAUAACUCUUUUCUGUUUGUCAAUGCACACAUAUUGAUUUUGAGUGCCAUUUUUGCAUCAUCACUGAUGCAGAUGAGUCUACUACUGUGCUGAGCAUCAGUCGGGUGUCAGUAAUGAAGUGAAAUGCUUGCUAUCACACUGCUCAAUCUAUUUUGAGCUUUUUUGUGUAGAUGCACUGAAUUUUUAAAAAUUAUUAUAAGCAAAAAUGUUAAAAAAAAAAUGCAUUUGUUUGCCAUUAUCUUAUUAUACCAUUCAUUUUUAACAUUUUAUUCACACAAUGUUUUUCUAGGUAAAGCUUUAGUAUAAUAAAGAAAGCCCUUUCAGUCCUUUAAAACAUAAAUAAAAUACAUAACAUGUAUGUGGGUACUUAAAGGAACACUAUAGGAUCAGGAACACAAACAUGUAUUCCUGACCCUAUAGUGUUAAACCCACCAUUUAGGUGGCUUGCCCCCCCUCAGCCCCCUUAAAAGGAAUUAAAACUCACCUUAUUUCCAGCGCCGCGUGGGUCUGCCGGCGCUGGCCCCGCCCCUCAUCCGCCUCCUUGAUGACAUCAUCAGAAUUGCCAAUUUUAAGACAAUCCAAUGCUUUCCCACAUCGGCAAGGAAGAGGGAUUGGGGUGGGGCCAUAUGCUGUUUUGGCCAAUCAGCACUUCUUCAUAGAGAUGCAAUGAAUCAAUGAAUGUCUAUGAGGAAGAUUCAGCGUCCCCAUGCAGAGCAUGGAGAUGCUGAACGGCAGUGCUGACUACUGUGCAGCACUGCCCCAGGAAGCAUCUCCAGUGGCCAUCAGAGGAGUGGCCACGUGGAGGUGUCCCUAGGGGUAAUGUAAACACUGCCUUUUCUCUGAAAAGGCAGUGUUUGCAUGAAAAUGCCUAAAGGCAAUGAUUAUAUUCACCAGAACAACUACAUUAAGCUGUAGUUGUUCUGGUGACUAUAGUGUCCCUUUAAGUAGAAACACUUGUGUUAUGGUCAAACAAGCACACAGCACAAAUUCUAAGUUCUGUUUUGUUCACAACUUCAGUUAUCACCUCUGUCCUUAAAGACGUUCUCUACCUAUUAAAUCACGUUUUUUUUUUACAUCUUCAAGAGUAUUGAAUAGAAACGAUAAUACAUUGUAUUCAUCAUAAUACACAUUUAUAGGUCAAAGUAUCUACAUGUGAUAUCAUUAUAAAAUGCACUUUCUUACACAUUUAGAUGAACAAAUUAGUUGAUGGCUCUUCGAAUGGUACAGAAAUAGUUCUGCUUACCGAUGGUGAAGAUCCUUUUAUUAACUGCUUUGAUGAAAUAAAUGCAAGUGGAGUCACAAUUCAUACCAUUGCCCUGGGAUCAGAGGCAGAGGAAAAACUUGAAAAAAUAGCAGAUAUGACUGGUGAGUUUUCUAAAAAAAAUUCAGUAUGGAACUAAGAUUUUUUUUUUCUUUUGUCUCUCUUUAUGGCCUAAUCCUUCCUAACCUCUACAUCUUGUACCUUACCUUAUUAAUGUCCUACUCUCACUCUUUGCCCACUCUUAACAAAUAUUUUACAUUAAGCUAUAUAUGAUCCAUCCUACCAAGAUUUUAAAUUCCCUGAGUCUCUUAACAUGGCUACGUUAAAUGUAAUCUUUUUUAACACAUGGAUAUCCUUCUCCUUUCAAUAACUGUGAUAUUACAGCUGUUUUCUUUGCUAUUUUGCAUAUUUAUUUUAUUAAGGGCUUGCUCAAAGUUUGUGGAAUACUUUCCCUUUCUUUUCCACACUAAAGUGUACAGUGAGAUGCAUUUUAUAUGUAUAUAUAUAUAUAUAUACAGAGUGCUGCAUUCACCUUAACAUGCAUAAAUGGGGUGCUGUUGGGGCCAUUUAUUACAAUACACAUGAUUCAGUGCACUCACUCAUCUACUCCAGCAACUAUAAAGCUCACAUAUUUUAUUAGUUUAAAUUUUUUUAAAAUAAAUCACCUAAUCUAGGCAAAAAUAAUGGGGUUUUAGUUACCGUAUAUAUGAUCAUACAUUGCAUAAGCCUGCCACAACUUCAAUAUACCGCAUCUUUGGCAGGUCCUUCAAUACAAACCGCUGUUAUGAGAUUAACCCACUUACAUGGGGAAAAACAUUCCAUCUGGGGCAGUAUAAGGUCAAAUAUAGGCCAGAAAUGAGGCAUCCGUCCCUGUCACAGUGCUAGGGACAUGGUCUUGGUAUACUGCUGCACUGGUGUCAUGCUCACACUGUUUGCAUUUGUUAUACUCAGCGCUGGAUUACGAGCCCAUUAUGCCUGGUGCUGACAAUUAUGAUGGGCCUAAUUAUUGACGGAAAACACUAAAACAGUUCUACCUUAAAAGCGUCAUGUAUCUGGUGGAGGUGGUGCUGGAGGGAAAUUCACAGGAUAUUGCUAUCUGAAAACACAUACUCUAUGCCAAUCUCCUGCUUUCAUCUUUCAAGUAAAUCCAUACGCUCUAACAGCAAUGUCCGGUGAAGCAGGAUUUCAGUAGGCAGGGUAAAAGGGUGGGCCACUGAUGUGAAUCACGUAACCAGAACUGGACAAACAUGCACAAAAGGGGGCGUGUCUGCACAAAGAAUUAGAUGUUCAGCCUAGCGUGAAUGCUCAUCGGACUGUCUGCCAAUCAUGCAGGAUGACCAACCAAGGGCAUACUGUGCAGACAGCACCCUGAGCUUGGCAUAAAUGCAUCUAAUGAUGCACUAGCUCUAUGCUUUCUAAGGACUGUCCCCUACAAUUCACUUGUAUACUCUUUUCCUUUUCUUCUUACUAGCAGGCAGAAGCUCCUCUGUAACAAAGAAAAGGUGUAUGUAGUGAGUGUAGAAGAAAGGGAACAUGCCACAGCAAGAGCAUUUACACAGUGUGCAAAGUCAGCUUUACUUUAACUAAUUUAAUUGUCAGCCAGUCCAAACCAGUUUUGUUCACCUAUUUAGUUUCUAUGCUUAAGCAAAAGCAAGUGAAGAGUAGUAAAAAAUAAAUAAUUAUAUAUAUAUAUAUAUAUAUAUUAUUUUUUUUAUUUAUUUUUUUACAUCAAUGGGCUUAUUCCAUAGGCAUGUGCCUGGAGCUGCAUGUUAAUCUGGCCUGGUUAAACUGAUUCCUACAUAUUCAGUCUGGAACCUAUUUUAUUCAAUAAACUAUAUGGAGUACAAAAGUAUUAAAGCUAUUAUUAAAAAUAUUCAAUGAAGUCUAUAAUUUUAUACCUGAAGUACUUUACAUAAAUUUCAUUUUAAUGCAUCAAUCUCUUCUACCCACUUUUAGUUUUAAGGCAUAUACUUUAUUCUUGAUUUAAUUUCUGGGUCAGUACUACACUGUUUCACUCCUCAAUUUCAACUAGAAUACUUCUCCAUGCAUCUUCAUUUUUUUUUCUCAAAAGGAGGAAAGAUAUACUGAAGCCAAUACAAAAUAUAAUUAAAUCUUUGUCAAACUUCCAGGAGGAACAGAUGAGAAAGGAGCAAUUACCCUUUCAUAUACAAUAUUCUGUAGACACUAUAAGAGCCUGCACAUUUUUAAUAUACAUUAUAAAAAAAAAGAUCUAUAGACAUAAAAGCCAAACAUACAUAGAACAGUACUGCAUACACCGCUGGUUUAUUGUGUUUUAUAUUGCAGUCACAAGAAUGUAGAGGGUAGAUGGUGUAGCUCCAAAUAUCCAAAAGGAUCUUAUUGUCAGCGAUUUCCACAUUUUACCUUUUGAAAUUCUUCAUAUGGAAAAAUAUAAAAAUAAAAACAAAACAUUGUGUGCUCCUUUAAAAAUAUUACAUUACGUUACAUUAAAUUAAUGCACUUACUGGAUAUUAAAUAAGUAAAGCAUAUCACCACUACUGGUAUAAAAUGUCAAUAUCAUAGUUACUCCACACCAUAUAUAAUCUUCAGGGAUGAAAUAAGAUAAUAUAAUAACAAAAGUUGAAACCCUAUUUUGUUCCUUUUGCACAUACUUCAACAGGGAAAAAUCACUAAUAAAACUUGUACAAUUAAUAAAAGAAUAAAUACAAUAAAUGCCCUCCUAACCAGAAUCCUUUUAACCCCUUAAGGACACAUGACGUGUGACAUGUCAUGAUACCCUUUUAUUCCAGAAGUUUGGUCCUUAAGGGGUUAAAGUGCUUUUUCCACUCUGAUCCAAACAUCUGUUCAUCAUUGUCUCGUUCACCGCUCAAAUUGCAUUCCAAGCCUCAGUUUCAUGAUGGCCAGUCAAUCAGAAAAGGUGUCUUUACCUUCAUGUUUCACCACACAGGAGCUAACAUAUCUCUCGUCAUGGAUUGUGUUCUAUCAUAUUCUCAUAUACCAAGAUAGAGAUAAAGAUACAUAGUAAAUUCCACAACAAAACCAAAGCAGUCCCUGGCCAUAUCUAAAGUCUAAGCCUAUCCCACACAUUUUUAAACUCUCUCACUGUGUUAACCUCUACCACUUCAGCUGGAAGGCUUAUUCCAUGCAUCCACUACCCUUACAGAAAAGUAAUACUUCCUGAUAUUUUUAAACCUUUGCCCCUCUAAUUUAAGACUAUGUCUUAAAUUAGACAACUUGUUGUGGCAAUUUUUCUUCUUUUAGCUAAUUAGUUAUCUAAGAUAUAGGUGAUCUGCUAUAUAGCAGGGUCAUUUGGGUCUAUUUCUUAACUUGGGAUAUCUUUAUUUCUGUCUUGUUAUACGAGAAUGUGAUGGAACUUAAUCUACAAUGAUAAAGUUGUUACUUCUUGUGUGGGAUAAUGCACAAAUCUGAUGAUGCCUUUCAGGUUUGUGUGGCCGGCAUGAAACUGAGCUUGUAAUGCGAAUGGAGUUGUGAACAGGGAUCAGGGACAUUUCAAUUGGAUAAUAGGCCAAUUUAAGAGCAAAAAAUAAUGCUGGUCCAAAAGAGGGUUAUUGUAUUAAUUCGUAUUUUGUUGUAGGUGUUUUAUUGGUGAUUUUCCCCCAAGACAAGGUCUGAGCAUAAUGGAUUAAAUUAAUACGGUUUUACCCAUUUAAAAAAAAGAAAAUUAUUAUUUUAUUGGACUCCAUCCUUGAAAAUUUGGAAGGAUGUAGAGAACCACGGAAAUAACCUGUAAAUGUUUUCAUUUUUUAAUGUUGCAAUAUUUUUUAAAUGUGCACACUAUGUCCUAUUUUACUUUUUAUAUUUAUGCACAUGAGGAAUUUUCAAAAGGAAAAUGUGUAAAUUUUAUAUUUAUGCACAUGCGGAAUUUUUAAAAGGAAAAUGUGGAAAUUGCUGAGAUAAUAUGCCUGUUUGGGAGAUACACCCUCUACUGUGUACAUUUUUGUGAGUGCAAUAUAAAACACAAUAAACAAGCGGCGUCUGCAGUACAGCUAGUUCUAUGUUUGUUUUACUUUAUGUCUGCAGAUAAUUAGCUUUUUGGCAUUCUGCACAUUUGUGUAAAUUGUCCUUCCAAUGUCUUCUUGUUAUAAUUUCCCUCUGUCUACAGAAAAAAAACACUAUCAUUUGUAAAAUCUCUUGAGAAAGAUGUUUGUUUGCAUGAUGGCACAUUUUCUCUUUCUUUGCAUUAAGAAGGACAGUUUUUCUCAAAAUGUAUUAUUAUUUAGCUGUCACAGUAACCAUUCUGGCAAUUCUCUGUAAGUGCAAGAUUAUGGGCCAAGCAUAUAUUUAUUCAUAUUUAAAAACAGACACUAUAGGCAUUAUGACCACUUAAUUUCACUGAAGUGCCUACAGUACCUAAUGUCCCCUGGCGAGGCCCCUUCAUUCAGUGGUAAGUCAGUUUGAAUUAUUUCACAUUGAAUGAGGGUCCAUGGCACCUGCAGUCAUACUGAACUGGAGGUAUGGCAAAAACUUAGCCAUAUAAUUUCAUACCAACAAUGAGAGCUUGUGAUUGGCCAAUUUGGUAAGCUGGUACUCCAGAACUCCUAUCAAAGCUCAGGCUAACAUGUAAGUUUAAGACUUAACUAAGGGAUGCUAGGAGACUCCAAGCAUUAAAACUACUUCAAUGACAUGAAGUGGUUAUAGUGCCUAGAGUGUCUCUUUUUUCCCUUGCUUACUAAUUAUUCUUCAUAAAAUCAAAACCCUAUUUUAUUUCAGAAACAAUUUUUUUUUUUUUUGCAGGCGGAACUCGUUAUUUUGCAUCAGAUAAAUUAGAAUCUAAUGAUUUAAUAGAUGCUUAUUAUGAAAUAUGCAAUAGAAAUGAAGAUGGUCUACAACAUACAGUUCUGGUAAAGUAUGACACAUUACAUUUGUCGUAAAAAGGGAAUUAUUUUCUUUGUAAUUACAAGUUGUAUCACACCUGAUCAAAACAGUAAAGCCAUCUCUAGGAACUUUAGUUCUGUUUUUAUUUUUAGAAAUAUUCAAUAUUGUAUCCUUUUAGAUGACAGGUAGAUGGUCAAUAGCACAUACACUGAUCAGCCACUAUAUUAAAAGCACUAACAGGUGAAGUUAAUAGGAUCCAACUUAUGAAAUUCCAUCACCAUUUCCCUUGUCAAAGUCACUCAGAUUUUUUUUUACUUCCCAAUUUUUGCUGAUUCCAACUUAUGAAAUUCAAAAACUGCCUGUAUACUUGCUGCCUAACAUACCUUACCCCUUGACAGGUACCAUUGUUACAAUGGUACCUGUCAAGGAGUGGGAUAUAUUAGGCAGCAAGUAUACAGGCAGUUUUUGAAUUUCAUAAGUUGGAAUCAGCAAAAAUUGGGAAGUAAAAAAAAAUCUGAGUGACUUUGACAAGGGAAAUGGUGAUGGCUAAACAGCUGGGUCAGAGCAUCUUCAAAAUAGCAAGUCUUAUGGGGUGGUUAGUGUUAUGCAGUGGUUAGAAUCUAACAAAAGUGGUGCAAGGAACGACAACCAGUGAACAGACAUUAGGGUCAUGGUCACCCACAGCUCAUUGAUGCAUGUGUGGAGCAAAAGCUAAUCUGUCAUUCCAGUCACACAGAAAAGUUACUAUAGCUCAAAUUGCUAAAAAACACAAUGCUGUCCAUGAUAGAAAGGUAUCAGAACACACAAUGCAUUGCUGUUUGCUGUGUAUUUGGCUGUGUAGAAACAGUCAGAGUGCCCAUAAUGACCACCGUCCCCCGCCAAAAGCACCUUCAAUGGAGAUGUGAGCAUCAGAAGUGAACCAUGGGGCAAUGGAAGAUGGUUGCUUGGUCUGAUGAAUUAUGUUUUCCCCCGUCUUGGGGAGUCUAUGCCUCAAUACAUCAGUGCUGUUUUGGCAGCAUGGGGGGAACCUACACAAUAAUAACGUUGUGAUUGAACAGUGUAGCUGCUUACAGAAUAAUGUCAUACCAUGUCUGGAUGCCUUAAAAAAUACCUAUCUGAUCACAAAUCUGUCUUUAUUUAAAUUUUUUAUUCUACAGCUUGAGAGUGCCAGUGCAAUUAUUCAGCCUCAAGAGUGUUUGAGUGGCACUGUAUUCAUCGAUAACACAAUUGGAAAUUCUACUCUCUUUUUUGUUAUUUGGCAAAUUUCAGUUCCAACUAUCAGUUUGAAAGAUCCAUACAAAAAAAUAUACACUGAGACAGAAUUUAUCAAUGAUGCAUCAUCAAAUUCAUCCAGGCUUGAAAUUCCUGGAACAGCAGAGGUAAUAUAUACUGUAAUCCUUAAAAGAAAAAAACUAUUUAUUUUGUAAGAAUAAGUAAAAAAUGUUCAAGAAUAUGUAGAAGUCGUAAUGUUACACAAAGGGUAUUGUUGCUAGAAGCAUAGUACAAUUAAAAAAAACACAAAACGCAGCUGUUUGCUCUAACAUUCCUUAUUCAGUGAUUGGUGCUAGAGAGUAGAUGCAAUUGCAAAUUAAAACACUCCCAAUCCCAAUGACUACUAAAUUCAAGAAUAUACUACAUGCAUGCAUUCACCUGUGCUGAUGUAUAAGAAGCUUGUUUAACAGGACAGUGCACCCUUAUCAUGAAAGUGGACAAAAGAAGGAACCAUACCACAUUUAUAAAAAAUAAAAAAAAAACACUUUAAUUGGUCCUACUCUAACAACCUAAUGUCGGCUCUUAUGAGAUUAACCCACUUUCUUGGGGAAUAAAAAUUCCAUCUGGGGCUCUCUGCAGUACAAGGCUAAAUAGGGCCCUCCGAUGAGGCACCUGUGACAGGGAGGGGUGGAAAACCAAGGAGUUGAGCUAGAUUUCCAAAUAUAUAUAUAUAUGUGAAAACGGGGGCUGCACUCACCUGAACAUGCAUAAAUGGGGUGCAGCUGGGGCCAAUAAAUACAAUACACAAGAUCCAGUGCACUCAGCAACUUCGAAGCUCACAGAUUGUAAGCUGCAGAGAGCCUUGGAUGGAAUUUUUUCCCCCAGUAAGAGGGUUAAUUUCAUAAGGGCAGACAUUAGGUUGUUAGAAUAGGACCUCCCAAAAAUGGGGUACAUUGAUGUUGUGGCAGGCUUAUGCAAUAUAUGAUCAUAUACUGUAACUAAACCCCCAUUAUUAGAUUAGGUGUUUUUAAAAAAAACUAAUAAAAUAUGUGAGCUUUGAAGUUGCUGUUUAGUGGGUGACAGAAUGGGCUGGAUCUUGUGUAUUGUUUGAAUUGGCCUCAGCAGCACCCCAUUUAUGCAUGUUCAGGUGAGUGCAGCCCCCUGUUUUCACAGGUUUUAAAUAUGAAAUAAUAUUCUAUUUUUUUUUCUCAAGAGAGGAUUAUGGCAGUACGACAUUUGCAAUAAUAACAGUUCAAGUCAAGCAUUUGGUGUAAUUGUGACAUCCACGGCAACAGAUGAAAAUGUCCACCCGUUGGCUGUAAAUGUCCACAUGAGUAAAAAUAUAUAUGUGUAUCCUGAACCAAUAAUUGCCUAUGCAACAGUGAAGCUGGGGCUUUUACCUCUAACAGGUUUAAAUGUUACAGUGAUUAUGGAGGGAGAAUAUGGAACUUCGGAGAGUCUACAACUUUUGGAUAAUGGAGCAGGUAAUGGAAGCAAUAUUUUGGAAUUGGUUAAUGAGAAAAUGAGUCAAAUAGCCUACAGACUCUUCCUUUGCUGAACUAUUUCCUUGAAUUUAUUUAUUUUUAUCAAUGUAUUAAUUAUAACAAAAUAAGAAUAUUAACUUUUAUUCUGUACACUAACACAUUUUAUAUAAUAAGCGUUAAAACAUAUAAAUGGCAUUUCAGCUGAUCAUAUACUCUUGAUUUGGAGUGAAGGUACACACAGUGGAUAAAAUACAUUAUGACAAAGCUUAAUUAACAAUUGCACAUUAAAUAAUGACAAAAAAAAUAAGACUAAUAUUGCAUAUAAUCAAGACAAAAUAACAUUCAGAUAUUUAACACAAAAUGAUAUAAUAGAGCUAACAAACAGUUACCAGUGCAUAAUAAUAAUUUCUACUUAGCUUUGUUGUUCCAACAGCCCAGUCUGAGAUAUCAGACACAAUAAUAUGCAUAUGGACUUCCCAUAGUCAAUGACACCUCUGGAUGAGCAGCACAGUGCCUGCACAGCCAAGAGAACAGCCUAAUCUUAAUCUUUAAUAAGGAGAGGGUUGGGCUCUGUACACUCAGGGGAAGGUAUCUGGUAACCAUUCAAAAGUCUUAGUUGAAAGUGACCUUCCCUGAAGGUGGUUGCAACUUCCUUAUUAUUAUGUGACAUCCUACAGAAGCACAUGGCAAUACCUACAUGUUGCCAUUUUUAAUUUCUUGGCAGAAAAAUAAAAGCACCUGGUGGUAAACCAAAAUAUUGCAUGAAUUGAUUCCAAAAUAUGUUUAGGUCUUUUGCAGGUAAAGGGUGUGUCCCAGCCCUCAACAGUUUUGCAUUAUGACUAGCAAUAAAACAUAUAGCAUCCAAAGUUACUUGAAUACAAUCACUUUACAUCUUUUAUUGCCACUAAUGAAUUAGGGCCAAAUACAUCUGCAGAAAAAAUGUUAAAGGUUAUAGUUACAUAUAUAAUAAAAUAUUUCAGAAAGAGAAAAGAAUCAUGUAGAUUAGCAUUCAUUGAGCUUUGGAUGCAAAUCUUGGAUGCAAUUUUGCAUAAACAAAAUGCUCAAGGAUAUAACUAAUAUAUAUGUAAGCAGGUUGUUGAUCCAAGGAGAAAUCCGAGUGCCCUUUUUGAGGCAUUGUUGGAAAUGUCUACAAUUUUUUUUUAUUUUUUUUUGCCUUUUUUGGAUCAACAGCAUAAAAUAAUGGGCUUCACAGUUCAACUUUUUAGUAUUUGAUUUUAGUUUUAGUAUUUGUUUUAACCUAGACAACUAUGUAACUAUGUUAUCAACUUAAAAUAGAAGAGUUGAGCAAAAAAGCCAGGCUAUAGUAUUUAAAUAUUAUGAUUUUAAAUGUUCAGAAAAAGAACAUCUUACAGAGACAUCUACGAAAAUGUUAUGCAGUAAAGUGCAUCUACAGAUCCUAAUGGUCUUGGUGAAUUCGGUUUUCAGAUGCCAAACAGUUCUUUAAAACAUAACUUGGAGAGUUGUUCACAUUUUAAAACAUUUGUUUUUUUUUACAAUUAUUCUUUCUGCAAAUUUUUCAGAUCACUUAUACAGGGGAUAGAUUACAUGAUGAUAAACCUAGGUUCCAAUCUGUGAGACGGUCUUUAUGCCACUAGUAUUGGAAAUGUAUGCAAUUUACCAAUAGAGUCAAUCUUUAAAUUGCAUUAGAUACAAAUUCUUAUUCAAAAAUUCACACUCCCAAUGUAGAUGCAUCUGUGGAUAGAUUAGGCAAAACAUCCACUGUACCUAUAGACAGCAUUAAUACUGUCAGAAACCCCAUGAAUAAAACAUUAAUAACCUUGGAAGCAGGCUUGCUUCCUCAUUCACUCAUACUAUUGUUUCUAGAGCAAUAAUGGUCGAGGCAAAGUAUUUGGAAGAAGUCAUCAUGAAUGGAGUGCAUAGAGAAUCAUUAUUCAAUCAGCUAAAUACUUAGCCACAGACUUUGUUUCCAAAGGUUUGCUGGUCUUUCUCCACAAGAAUUGUGCUCACUAUCUCAUCUAGGUGUACCCUAUGCAUACACUCUUGGGGUGCAGACUAUGCCACCAAGUAAUGUCUAUGUUCCCUUACCUUUUAAGGGGACUUAUUGUUUGGCAAACCUCUCGAUGGGGCAAUUCAGAACACUGGAGAAGACUAAAAAAGCCUUCCUCCCACUCUAGAGGAAGUUCAGGAGUACAUGGGCUUCAUGGAGAGACAGAAGACCUAGAAAUAUUCACCUCUUUUGAGAAAGCAGAUCUUGUAGACCUGAAACACAAUACAAUAGGUCAACAAACUGAUAAUAUGGACAGUUGUCGAAUAGCAAGGUGAAUAAGAAUGAAAGAACUGAAGCUAGUUAAAAUAAAUUCUAAAGCAACAUAGGCCCCGGUGAAAAAAGUAGUAGCAAAACUAUACACUUAUAUUUAUAUCAGGGCCAAGAACAUCCAAGACCACUGGGCAUUAGACAUUAUUAAACAAGGCUACAGAAUUGAAUUUGCACUCAUUCCUCCUAAAGUCUUAUUUUUAGAAUCCAGAAUUUAAAAAAAUGACAGGGACACUAUAGUCACCAAAACAACUUUAGCUUAAUGAAGCAGAUUUGGUGCAUAGAUCAUCCCCCUGCAGUCUUACUUCUCAAUUGUCGGCCAUAUAGGGCUAAAUCACUUUGUUUUUGCAGUCCUAGGAACAGCUCCCUGCAUGUGAAUUACCCAGCUUUCCUAAACACUUCCUGUCAAGUGUCAUCUAAUGCUUACACUUCCUUUAUUUUAUAUACGGUUUAAUUUAAAUUUUAUCUCAUGCUCAUGCCUCCUCUAUGUAAUUAAAGUUCACUUUACAGAGCCGGAGAUAACAACUUUUAAAGUAAGUUACAUUGGAUUGAAAAUUAAGCCAUUUUUGUUCAUGCAGGCAGUCAAGGGAGGUGGCUAGGACUGCAUAAACAGAAACAAAAAUAAUGUAACCCCUAAAUGGCAGAGAAUUGAGCAGUGAAAUGGAAGAGGCGUGAUCUAUACACAAAAACUGCUUUAUUAAACUAUAGUGUCAUUUUUGGUGACUAUCGUGUUCUUUAAGGGGUCCGCCAUGAUAUCAUGCAUGGAGAAGUUGUGGAAGAAACAUCUGGGUGUUCAUUCGACUCAAGUGCAGACUAAAUUUAGAUAUAAAAUGUAUCAAUUCAUUUUUGCAUAUAAAGUCUUUCAAAAUUGAUUGAAGAAUGUUUUAUUGGUACUGUGUUAGCCAAUUGACUAAAUUAGAAUAAAAUAACAAUAAUAAAAUAAUAAAAGGGUAUCACUUAAUUUUUUUUGGUUAUUUCAUUCUCAAAAUAGAAUUAAUAAAUGCAAUAAUUCCAACUAGGAGACUGGUUUGCUUCAGUAGAUGUUCGCAACGCAUAUUACUACAUCCUUUUUCACUGUUUAGAUUUAAGAAAAUACCUACAAUUUUACAUAAUGGAAACAUAGUUUCAAUUUAAGAGAAUGCAGUUCUAGCCUCAAAAGUGUUUUGAAAGAUACUUAUUUCACUAAUAGAGUAACUCAUAUUAUUGGGAAUAGGAAUAUUCCAUUAUCUUGACAUUUUAAUUGCAGCAGAGUAUAGUAAUCAAGCAGAAGAACAUACAAGCACAGCUUUGGAAGGUCUGUUAAAGUUUAGAUGUAUUAUACAUUUCCUCAAAAGUCAAUUACUUUAAGCCAAUCAAGUGUAUUUUCUAGUAGUAACUCUGAAUACUGGAAAUAAAUGGAUAUUGUUAUAAGAAGAAUUUUAAUGUUGUGGCUGAUCAGUGUAAGUAAAACACUUGUUACAGUACUCAAUCCCUAUGGAUCCUCCUAUGGUUCUCCUAAGCAGCUGAUGAUGAAUGAGAAAUUUGACUUUUUGGUAACUAUAGAAUAAAAUAAUUCACAAACUGGUGGAUGCAGUAAAAAUUCUUAACGUAGAAAAAAGUGGAAACUAGAACAUAGUGAGUAGAAAUUAAUUUGCCUGAAUUUCUGUUGAUUGAUUAAUUGACUCUUUGCAUUAAGUCUUAAUUAAGUGCUAAUUAAACAAUAUAUCUGUAUGUUUUGUUUAAAUUAGCACUUUGCCUCCAUCAUAUUUUCCUUUCAGGCAGGAGAUUUAAUUUAUCCGUAUAUCUGACCAAAAUAAAAUCCCAAACAUACUUGGUGUUAUCUUAUUAUCUCCAAAGUGCAAAACUUUAAAAGCCUUUCAUAGAUCCAUCCAGUCAUUUGCAUAAUGUAUUCUUCAUAUUUAUUUUAUAUCAUUUUUUUUUUCAGGUGCUGAUGUUGCAAAAAAUGAUGGGAUCUAUUCAAGAUAUUUCACUGCUAUUAAAAUGAACGGAAAAUAUAGCUUAAAAGCUUUUGUGGAAAGCAAAGAGAAUAAAAGCAGGGGGGCAUUACCCAGAAAUCCUGCUCUUUACGUGCCUGGCUUCGUUAUAAAUGGUAAGAAACACUUGAUUAUUUCCAAAAACAAUGGUAAGAAAUACUUUAUUAUUUCCAAAACAAAACUGUUUUGAAACUAACAGAGUUAGUCAAAGUUAGAGUUCUGUGUUUAUUUAGACCAUAAAAGAGGGACUGGAUGCUUAGCCGACUUUUUCUACUUCAGCUAUUUUGGUGCUACAUUUGAAGUUCAUUUUGAAUUCCCAACAAUUCUAACUUCAGUAAAUAUUACCCCAAGCACGUUCUAGAAGUCAGAGUUUCUGUAGCUUGUCUCUUUCUGUCUUUUUUUCUCCAGUUACUUUUUAUGAAUACCUUCCUGGUAGUAGAGGUGGAGGGGGGAGGGACGUCAAAAUAUUCUUUAUAGUGUCACAGGCACACUAUGAAGAACAACUGAUAAGGAAAGAACUAUUGACAAGGAAAUCCCUUGUUAUGUGUGAUAACAUCACUGAUGUAUAUCUAGACCCAGGAAUAUAAAUAUUAAAAGAACAAGCUUCAAGUUUGAGCAUCACUCACCACCACUGUCACAUAAUAGAUCUAUAGCAUAUAGCUUGCAUCACUCCCCAGAAGAGUGAAUCCUCAAUACUCAGUACAUUGCUCCCAAAUAAUCACUCUUCCAUGUGUCUCUUCAAUGCUCCUAUAACCCAUUACAUUCCUUCUUAUACUUUGUGUCUUUCUCCAUGUCUCUUCCAAUGACCCUAUCUCUUUUAAUGUGUAAUCAUAUCUCCACUUUAUCACCUCAAGUUACCAGUGUACCAGAAAAGCUCUGAAGAUUUUGGACAACAAAGAGCUAUCAAAUAUCUUGACAUAAUAAAGCAAUGCUAUUGCCAUUGUUUAAGAGUUGCACUUAGAGAGUGCUCAUUUAACAUACAUACCUAUGUUCAGAGUGUAGUAUUUCCUUUACAAGGUAUUCUCUUCACUUGAGACAAAUGCAUAGAAAUGUGCACAUAUAGAAAGUAUAUAGAUUACAUUUUCUAAGAAAACUAGCAAAGUAAGUUAAAAAAAAAAGAUAUAUAUAUAUAUAUAUAUAUAUAUAUAUAUAUAUAUAUAUAUAUAUAGGUUAUGGUGGGGAAAAAUUGUAUAGGUUUUGGUGGGAAAAAUUGUGAUUGAAAACCCCUUCCACCUGAAGUCUGUAGAUAUUAAUACAAUGUUAAGCAAAAAUCUGCACACCAGUCAAGCCAUAAGACUUGCUUUUCCCACAGAAAUCACAAAUCUGCAGUGAUGUUGCUACCGCAAAGGAUUCUGGGUGGGCAUAUGCAAAUUAGUUUAACAAAGAAUCCAAUUUUUGCCUCAUUCCAUUUUAAACAUGGAUUCCUUUUAGUCUGUGUUUGCUGUAUACAACAGCUUGGAACACAACUUAGGAAAAGAUGCAAUACCAGUGAACCACUCAUGGACAGCUGUUUCGUUGUUAAUGCAACUCAUCAGCAUGAGGUUGGUUACUGGUUUUUUUAUUGAGGCUUGGUAGUGCUUGGAAAUCCAUAAAAUGGAAUGAGGCAAAAAUAUGAUUCUUUGUUAAACUAAUUUACAUAUGCCCACCCAGAAUCCUUUGCGAUAGCAACAUCACUGCAGAUUUGUGAUUUCUGUGGGAAAAGCAAGUCUUAUGGCUUGUCUGGUGUGCAGAUUUUUGUUUAACAUUGUAUUAACUAUCUACAGACUUCAGGUGGAAGGGGUUUUCAUUCACAAUUUUUCCCCACCAUAACCUAUUUGGAUUUUGCUUCCCAAGCACUACCAAGCCUCAAUAAGCAAACCAGUAACCAGCCUCAUGCUGAUGAGUUGCAUUAACAACGAAACAGCUGUCCAUGAGUGGUUCACUGGUAUUGCAUCUUUUCCUAAGUUGUGUUCCAAGCUGUUGUAUAUAGCAAACACAGACUAAAAGGAAUCCAUGUUUAAAAUGGAAUGAGGCAAAAAUUGGAUUCUUUGUUAAACUAAUUUGCAUAUGCCCACCCAGAAUCCUUUGCAGUAGCAACAUCACUGCAGAUUUGUGAUUUCUGUGGGAAAAGCAAGUCUUAUGGAUUGACUGGUGUGCAGAUUUUUGUUUAACAUUGUAUUAAAUAUAUAUUAUAUAUAUAUAUAUAUAUAUAUAUAUAUAUAUAUAUAUAUAUAUAUAUAUCAUGACUUUUAUUAAAUGAAUCAUUCCUUAAUAACUAAUUAUUGCCUGUUCAUUACAGGUGACAUUAUCAUAAACCCUCCUCGACCUGUAUUUAAUGAUGAUGACCUUCAGCUUAAUGUUGGCGCCAUUAAAAGGGUGGCUUCUGGAGGAUAUUUUGUGAUAACUGGUGUUCCACUUAAUUAUCAAAUCAGCUAUAAGCCAGACAAAAUAAAGGAUCUGAUGGCAAAGACUGAAGAACACACAAUAGUGCUGUCUUGGACCGCCACUGGUGAUGAUCUGGACCAAGGAAAAGGUACGUGAUUUUCUUCUAAGCCACAGGAAAAAAAAAACACCUACCCUACCCAUUUAGUCUACUGGUGGCAUUACUUAAAUUCAUAUAUAUCUGCUUGUUUUCUGCAGUCUUGAGCCUACUACUGCAUAGGAAUUAACAUUUUACUCAAUUGUGCAUGGGUGUAAGCUUAGAUAUGAGAUGUGGCAAGUAACAGUCCCAGCUCUCCUAUCCAGAGAGCUUGGAGGCAUGGCUUGAAACUGUGUUUCCAAGCCUUCUAACUAUUAAAAUAUUUAAAAUUUUAAACUAGGACACAGGGACACUUAAAGUUGUAGUACAGUGUUCCUAACUUUCACAAUAAAAUGUAUACAAUAAUUAACUCAGGAUCAGAUGUCUAGGUUAAUAAAUUGCAAAUGUUUUCUAAAUUUAAUUGAAACUAUGCUGAAUUGUAAUUCAUUUAUAUUCUCACUAGAAACAGCAUGCAAACGAUGUUUCUGACCGAUUCGACUGACAUUUGUUCCCAACCAGGGAACUCAUAUUUGAAUAGAUUAGGUGCCAUUUAGAUUCUGUACUGAAUAUUGUCACCAAUAAAUGUAUUAGACUCAAUGAACACAAAGCUGUUUUUCUUUCCUUAGUGGAUUGGUUUAAUUAAAACCAUGACCUCAGGAAGACACCUGGUGACAUUAACCAAUAGGCAUUUCUAAAAUGAGAAAUUUACAUACCGCUAAAUUAAUAUGGUAAUUAUCUUUAUUUUCCAUACUGAUAUUCAGUGGAAGCUAAUGGAGUGUAUUGUCCUUUAAUCAACAUGAAUGCAGUCUACUAAUAUAGAGAAUAGAAUGAUGCAGAUAACAAUGAGCUCUUGUACAAUAUCAGGUUUGGCAAAAACUCUAAUAUUUUUGCAUAGAACAUGGAUUAGAUUGGUGUUAUUUCCCCAUUGUGCACAGAUAAAUGGUCCUAUGACAGGCAGAGAGUUAGUUACAUACUUUCAAAUUUAUUACACCAAACAAGUAUUUGCAAACUUUUUAAUUCUACGCAAAUUUAAUAUUUAAAUUAUUCAUUAUUUUAAAUAUUUUAACAUAUUGUUUAUAUUUCAGUAUCCAUGUAUGAUUUAAGAAUGAGCAGCGAUCUAACAGAAUUGAAAGAUCAUUUUAUGAAUGCACUUACAAUAAACAUCUCCAGUAUGAUUCCACAGGAAGCAGGAUCCAGAGAAACCUUUGUAUAUGUUCCUGGUGCUGAUAUUCUUAAACAAGACAUCGUCCUGUAUUUUGCUUUGAUUGCCAUAGAUAAGGACAAUGAGACAUCAGAUGUUUCCAAUAUAGCCCAGGUUGCCAUUUUUACUGCAGGUUCAUAUCCUACCAGUGUUCCACCACCUUACUCUUCUGAAAGCAUGUCUCCAAUAAGUGAUUUAACUAAUCCGUCAUCAGCCAACAACCACUCACAAAAUUACAUGUCUACUCUAACUACAGACAACAAUGGUGCACCAGAUGACAAGUUCACAUCAACUGUCAGCAACACCCCACCGACAGUCAAUACUUUGCACACUGAGCGAUCAACAGAAAUGUUUGCAAAUACGUCAUCAAUAACCACUUAUUCUAAUGCAAGUGAAAAUACUUCACUUGAUGGAACCUCUUCAAGAACAGAAGAUGUUUCAAUGAUGGAAACAUCGAACUCAAUUAAUAUGUCUGAUUCUCUCACAAGUUUGUACACUGAAUCUCACACACUAUCUAACAACACUUUUAAACCAAAGAACAUCACAUCAUUUGCGAGCAUUUCUGGACCAGACAAUAAAACUGUUAUAAUUAUUGUAGUAGUUUGUGCUACAGUAGUUGCAACAAGUAUAAUCAUCGGCAUCAUUAUCUACAUAGUAAAAUACAAUACGAGAGUAAUCUAUGCAGCAACAUCAGCAUAA
Molecule: messenger RNA, 52911 nt
Organism: Pelobates cultripes (western spadefoot toad)
Lineage: Eukaryota; Metazoa; Chordata; Amphibia; Anura; Pelobatidae
Source: the annotation of a GenBank genome assembly